This is a messenger RNA of Glossina fuscipes, 60613 nucleotides long. It is a transcript of the gene Msp300, whose product is annotated as nesprin-1. Gene Ontology annotation, cellular component: nuclear outer membrane; cytoplasm; meiotic nuclear membrane microtubule tethering complex. Lineage: Eukaryota; Metazoa; Arthropoda; Insecta; Diptera; Glossinidae. Gene Ontology annotation, biological process: nuclear migration. The transcript has 31 exons. Gene Ontology annotation, molecular function: actin filament binding. The coding region runs from base 702 to 60515 and encodes 19937 amino acids. The record is from RefSeq and is a predicted model, not a curated record.
GAAAGAAAAAAUUCAUAGAGUGUGUGUAUAACAUAAGCAUUAUUAUCUAACUGCCCUAGAAAGGCAGUUACUUUUAUUUUAAGAAAAAAAGAAAAAAAAAGAAAAAAGUGCUUUCCAAAUAAAAGCCAAUCAGUAAAAAUAAAAAGAAAAUUAAGUAAAACCGGUUAGAAUUCUUUUGCAGAGCUUGCACUUGCGGUGUUAAGUGUUAACUGGAAUCCGUGACCGAAUUAACUAUUUUAAACUCUUUAUACGUACACGAAUUGCAUUGUUAAUAUUUUUAUUUAUUUUUUUUAAUAUUUUGUAACACUCUUUUUUUGUUUUUUUCUGUUGAAAUUAUUGUUAUCUAUUUCGUUGUCAGACAAUUUAGACAAUUGAUAUUGAAGUGAUUAAAGUGUUUUGAAGAAUUGAAAGAAAUUCUUUUUUUUCGGCAUUUGCUGAUAUAUUCAAUGUAAUAUCUUUGUAAGAAAAAAAAAAAAAAAAAAAAACUUUUCUAUUUUUUUCUAUUUUUAACCUAAUUUUCAUGUUGCCGGUAUUGUAUGAGAAAAAUCAAUUUUUGCCGACUAUUAUUGACCCUCCGGAAAGAGGAAUAUGCCGAAUGUAGGCGUACACAUACAAUACUAUUCAAAUAAUUUGUGUGAGAAAUUAGUUCAAGAAUUGAAUUCGUGUUCGAUGAGUAAAGGCGUAAAUAACCGACGACCGACAUGGAUAACCAUCCUGACAAAAAGCAUAGCGAUGACAUACCCUAUGAGUUGGAGGGCAAUCACGGAGGAGGUGUAGGAGACCGGUCAGUGCCGAAACCAGCAGUGCGCAAACGUCGUUUAAGGCAAACAGCUGUUGAACCAAACGACACCUCACCUGACGUUAGUCCAACUAUGGAUAUCGAUGAGACAAAGGCGGCAGAGGAGACGGCAUCAACAGUCACUCGCACUGUUAUAAAAACAAUUAAGAAAACUACUAAGGAAGUUGUGCGCAGCACUUCCAGUUCAACGGAAUAUCUGUUAGAUAGUGGUGCGCCGGCAUGGAAUCGCACUCCUACUUCUACCUCACCGCAUCGUUUACGCGAUAAAGUUGCCAUGUAUGAGAAGGCCUGCUCUUCAGGUGGUGGUAUGAAACGCAGUACUGAGCACAUUGCCGAUGAGCGCACAAGUCGAAGCCACACUCCGCAGCGUAUGUUCGAUUUUGCAGACCUUGAGUCGCAACGUAAAGAUGAAAAUCCUUUUGAAAUGGACGUUUACGAUAUAGAGAAACGUUUGAGACAAGAAAGACAGCGUGGAUUGGCUGAGGCUGAGGGCGCCAAGUUGGCUUUCCAGCAAGUUCAACUCAAAGCUACCCCCCAGGCUAAACCACGCAAAGUCGAAAUUCACGAAGAACAUACGCCAAGCCCUUUCAACGUAACUCUGAAGACAACUAGUAAAAUUUCGCCAGGUGCUGUAAGUGGACGCAUAGAACUCGAUGAACAAUCCAAUAGUCCAUUUAAUGUUACUUUACGCACAACUCAAAGAUAUCGGAGAGCUCCGCCACACUUAGAGGAAAUCUCUAGUAGCCCCUUCAAUGUUACUUUACGUACAACUAAUAGACAUUCUUCCCUUAGUCCAACCAGCCCUAAUAGAAUCGAUCCAAAACUAUCUACAGCGAAAUUCUUGGAAGGUGAGAAAACUGUAAGAGAAAUUCAUGCUGCCGACGGUGUUAAGACGAUUGUUACUUCUUCAAUGACUACCGAUGGACGUUCACAUGUAGAAAAAAUAUUCCGUCAUGGUGAAGGUUAUUUAUCGCCACGCAGUUCGCCGCAUAGAGAAUUUCAUCGCGGUGUAACCCAACAGCGUGUUAUAGAUGUAACUGCUGCAAAUCCUAGAUUUCUUAUCAAGUUAGACGAAACAGAUGAACAAAUAAAAGACCAUAAAGAGUCCAUCGAUAUGACUGAUUAUAUACAACCGGCUGAUAUUGGCAGCGUUGCCCCGGAAACAUCAACUGGUAACAUUGACAUUACUGUAGGUAGCAAACAAUCUUACAACAACAAUAAUUUAAUGUUUGUGGAAGCCAAACACCCAGUAAUGCCAUGGCAAACAGAAACCUAUACCACUACCACCACUGAGAAGACCACCACCCAAAUUAAAACCUUAAAUAGAACACAAAAUGAAAACUCUAUACCCGAGGACAAUGUUAGUUAUACGAAAACUGCUGCAUCGCAAAGUACUAAAUCGCCGGUAAAUCAAAAGUUUGAAACAAACGAGCCGGAUGUGUUAGCUAAGGAAGACAUUAUAGUGAAAAAACAUUACAAACGCGUCGGUUACGAUUGUUGUGCUCUUCACAAAGACACUGCUAGUGGCGGUGGCCCGGUAAAAACAAAAAAGCCUUCGUCCGCCACUAGUGAAGUUACAGACGAUUCAGAUACCGAAGGUACAGCACCAAGUAGUAUAGUAAUUGUGCCGGUCCAAGCUACAGCGUUAAAUGCAAAAGUGAGUGCAAGUGCAAGUGCAAGUGCAAGUGCAAGUGCAAGCCCAACGAAAAUAACUGGACUUAAGCUGGUUAGUGAAUUUGUUACCAGCCCGAGUAGCGGUACUUUAAGCAAAGGUCUGUCAGCGUCUCAGACUCAGCAAGCACAAAGUAUCAACAACGAUUACCAAGAAUUCCAAUCCACAAUGGCAGCGAUUCAAUUCAAUCGCAGUAACUCGCAAUACGACAGUCACAUUAAGGAGAAACGAGAGGAACAAGAACGUGUUCAAAAGAAAACAUUCACUAAUUGGAUUAAUUCAUAUCUUUCGAAGCGUAUUCCACCGCUUCGUGUCGAUGAUUUAAUCAACGAUUUACGUGACGGUACGAAAUUGAUUGCUCUUUUGGAGGUGUUGUCUGGUGAACGUUUACCCGUGGAGAAGGGUCGCGUUUUGAGACGUCCACACUUCCUGAGUAAUGCUAACACUGCCUUACAAUUUUUGGCCAGCAAACGCAUUAAAUUGGUUAACAUAAAUCCGGCAGAUUUGGUGGAUGGAAGACCGCCAGUUGUGCUAGGUUUAAUAUGGACCAUUAUAUUAUAUUUCCAGAUUGAAGAAAAUAGUCGGAAUCUUGAAUACUUGAGUCAGGGUAUUAGCGGUUCGGUUACUUCUCUGGAUAGUGUAGAUAAAGCCUCUGGCGAUGCUAGAGCUGAAAAAUGGAAACAAGGAGCCAGAAAAACAUUAUUAAACUGGGUUACAAACGCUUUGCCAAAAGACAGUGGUGUAGAAAUUCGAGAUUUCGGCGUUAGCUGGAGAGAUGGCGUCGCUUUCUUGGCUCUAAUUGAUGGAAUUAAAGCAAAUCUGGUUAAUUUGGUAGAGCUGCGUAAGACCAAUAAUCGCUAUCGCUUGGAGACUGCCUUUGAUGUCGCGGAAACAAAACUUGGCAUAGCAAAAUUACUUGACGCUGAGGAUGUAGACGUACCUAAGCCGGAUGAGAAGAGCAUCAUGACUUAUGUGGCUCAAUUCUUGCACAAGUACCCUGAACCAAAGGGUGCCAGCAAAGAUUUCUCUCAUAUCAAUCAAGAAUUAGAUGAACUACGUCGCUUUUUAAUAGAGAAAUCAGAUGAAUACGAGCCCAUGGUUAAACUAAACUCAUUUCCUCGAGACUUCUCUGAGUAUUUGAUUGCUCGUUCAGAAAUCGAUGCGCAUAUACCAACGUACAAUCAUUUGAAACAAUUCGUGGACACUCAGAGUGGGUUCUUACAGGUGCCACGUUCGACUUGGGAAGAUAUCAAUAGCUUAUGGCAACAAGUCCAAUAUCAAAUGAUGUAUUGGCUUUGGCUUUUAGAUUCGGAAUUGCCUGGCGAGUUUGGUAUCGUAGGCAAAUGGUUAGCUGAAGCUGAGAAAAUCCUUAUGGAUAAUGAAAUUCCGUCUGCCAUGAAUGAAGAGACUGCUGCUAUUAUAAGUCGUAAACUAGAAGAACAUAAAUUAUUUUUUGCCGAUCUACCAAGAAUUAUGGCCAUGUUUGAUAACGCGAAGCGUACGCAAUUAGCUCAACAAAUUCCUUUAGAACAAUUGCAUAAUAUGGAGAGACGCUUGCAAGAAUUAGGCCCUAAAGCAGCUGAACGUAGAAUACGUUUGAAAUUCUUAGAGCAUAAAUGCUGUUUAAUUGCUUUCUUAAAUCUUGUGGAAAAUAAAAUGAAAGGUUGGACCGGUAAAUACGGCACUCAAGAACGUGUAUCGCAACAGCUGGAACAAUAUAAGAACUUUGUGUCGCGUAAUAAAAUUUUUCAAGAAUUUCAAAAAGCCUUCAUUGAUAUGCAACAAGUAGUUGAAGAGUAUAAACGAGAGGGAAACAUUUUACGCAAAGAGGUGGUCGACAUCGAUCGUUUUAUGUACGACAUUGAAGAAAGAUGGAAACGUGUAUCUAUGGAGUUGAAGUGCUGCCAAAACUCUUUGGAAGAAGUGGUCAAUUGCUGGAAAACUUGGCAUCAAUUGGCUCCGGCAUGCGAACAAUGGUUACACGUAGCAGAACAGAAUAUUAAACGGUCUGAAGACGAGCGCUUAGAAUUUUUCAAAGAUAUUGGUGUAUGGAAAGACAAGUUUGAUGCCCUCGCAAACGCCGCUAAUUAUUUAAUGGCAUCUUGCGAAGAACCGAUAUCGAAAAAUUUGCGUCAACAAUAUGAAAAUUUAUCAGAACGUUUUGAACGUUUGUUCGUUAACACCAAGAAAUACAUGCAUGCUGGCGAUAUUAUACGCGCUCGUCAAGAAUACAAAACGAGCAUUGAGAAGCUUUCGCAAUGGCUGCGUUACGCUGAAACUAUACUCAGCAGAAAAGUAAUACUGGGAAAUGGAGAACAAAUUGAAAAAUAUAGCGAAGAAUUGCAGCACCUAGCCUCGCAAAUCGACGAUAACGAAGAAUUAUUUAAAAAUAUUAGCCGCAACAUCCAAGGUAUGAUUCAAGAUCUAUCACGCGACGAAGUCGAUGAAAUGAUGAAAUGUUUAAAGCAAGAAAAGGAGUCUCUUGUUCGUAUACGCGCUCAAAUACCUGCGAAGCUUCACUUAAUACAUCAACUUUUGAUACAACAAGAAUCUUUGGAAAGCGGAAAAAAAGAAAUUCAUCAAUGGCUAAAUGAGGCCGAAGCCGUACUUAGUAACCAUACCGUGAUCGGUGGCCGUGAGAAAAUCAACGAGGAACUCAAUAAGCACAAAACUUUCUUUUCUCGCAUUGUUUAUUACCGUUCGAUGUUGGAGAGCAAGAACAAGGUCUUUCAAAAUCUCCUAAAAAAUAUCCUUUCGGAUGAAAGUAUUGAUAUCGAGCAGGCGUCUCAAGAGGUUCAACAGCUAAAUGAACGUUUCAAUUAUGUCAUAGACAGCGCCCAACAAUGGGAACAACGUUUAAGUGACGCAAUACGUAAUUGGAAUCGAUUUAACGAGGACGAGCACGUGGUGUCCGAAUGGCUUACACAAGCUGAAGCUAUGCUAAAUGAAAAACAUUUUGAGUCUAAGACGAGCAUCGAGACGCAGAAAUAUUUCUUUGAAAAUGUUAACGAACGUUGGAUGCAGAAUUUGAUUGAAUCUGCUCAUGAUUUACUGAAAAUGUUACCAACUGAAGAGCAAAAAUUGGUAGUCGAACCGAUUGAAGUAUUACAAGGAAGAUGGCAAACGGUUUUAGCUCAAGCACCGUUGCAUUUAAUAAAAUUGGAAUUUCGUUUAGACGAGACUGCUUUCUAUUCAACGCUGCAAGACAUUGAGAAGGAAUUGCAUUUGGAACAACAAGCUCUUAAUCGCAAUGAGGAAGUGGACUCAAUUUUGCAACGCAAUCAGCAAUUCUUUUUGCAACAGAACUAUACCCCACGUAUAGAGAAAUUUCUGCAGAAUAUGCAACGGCUCAAUCAAGUUUAUAAGCAACAAAAGCCUACAGACCUCAGCCUAGAAGAGGCCUAUAAUGAAGCCCGUUCUCAGUGGUCGCACAUUUCGCAUAAAAUUUCAGAAAUGCGUGAGACACUGCAACAGAUUCCAGCACAAUGGGACAGUUAUCGUGAAAAAUUCACCGAAAUGGUCGAAUGGAUGAACAUCGUAGACAAGAGUUUGAAAAAUAUAGUCAACGAAGUAAAUAGUAUGGAAGAAUUUGAGAAAGAAAAAGUAGUUUUCCAGCUUAGGGAAUUAGUGAAAAUAUGUCAAGAAGCCGACAGCAAACGUGAAGAUAUGAAGUGGCUUGUUAAAACUCUAGAUCAUUUAUUAGGCUAUGCUGGCGAAGAUGAAGCCAAUGUGGAGCAAAGGAAAUUGGAAGAUUUGAUUGCUCGCUAUAAAAACCUAAUUCCAACUAUAGAAAUUACUAUGGUGAAAACCGAAGUGUUCUCCAAGUGCUACACCUACCGUCGUGAAGUGCAUGAAGUAGUGAACCUACUAAGUAAAGUUCGUGAGCAGGCAGUCAAUAUACCGGCCCCUGAUAGUUUAGAACGCGUGAACAAGUUAAUCGAAGAGCAACAGUAUGCCAUCAAUCAGCUAGAUCAUCAGCGCCCGCAUAUUAUGUCAAUGCUGCAAAGAGGACGUGAUCUUAGUAAGGACGUUCAUGCACCAUCUUUCGUCCAAGUUGAAGUGAAGAACUUAGAAACUGGCUGGAAUCAAGCGUACACGGAAACUUCCGAAAAAUUACAUGCUCUGAAAGGCACUCAGGCUAUUUGGAAUGAAUUUGCUGAUCAAAAAAGUGAAAUUGUUUCCAUGUUACAUGUAGCCGAAACUGAAUUGCGUGCUCUGACUCCUUUGCAAACGGAUCCCAAAAAUGUCAGCCAAGAUCUUAAAGCUAAACGGGAGCUCAAUGCACAAUUACAGCAAGCCUCCCAUCAGUUGCUUCCGAAGUUACACACUCUCAAAGCUGAAUUAUCGCCCCUGGCAGCUACCGAAAAACGUCCCAUACUUGAAAAGGAAGUAACCGAAGUGGAAAAAAUGUUCUUUAAUACCAUGGAACACGUUAAAGAUCGCGUAAGUUAUUUGGAGGAUUACAGUGGAAAAUGGAAUAACUACAAAGCCCGUUUAGCAGAAUUACAAGAAUGGGCCAACAAAAUAGCUCCCAAAUCAAUUGAAGCCCUUCAUUCAGAAGACCUUACACCGGAAGAACGUAUGGUGAAAGUAAACGUAUUUAAGGGUGUGCUUGCAGAUCGUAUGAAACAACUAGAUGUUUUGGCCGCUGACGCAUCUGAAUUGGCUCCCAAAGAAGGUAACGUUGCCGAGGCCAAACGAUUAAAAGGAGAAAUAAGCAAACUACAGGAAGUUCUUAGUGCCAUUAGUCGCAAUGUGGACCAUCAAGCUCAGGCCGCCCAAGAAGAUCUACUUAGUUGGCAACAGUUCCAGACUGGCUUACAGCAACUUAAACCAAUUGUGGAGGAAUGUGAAAUUAAGGUAAAUACUAUUGUCCCUAAGCCCCUCUCCCUUGAAGAAGCAGUUGCAUUGCAACAAAAUGCCGAACACUUCGAAACGCUUUGCCUAGAGCAGAUUGACAGACUCCAAGGCAUCUCGAACAUUAGCCAUAAAAUGUUAUGUAAAUCCAAUGCCCCUGAUGAAGUAGAUGCCAUGCAUUCGCGUUGGACGGCAGUUUAUGAGAAUGCAAAACAAUCUAGUGGUAGAUUAGAAAAACUUGUAUCCAAUUGGAAAUCGUUCGAAGCGGAAAUCCACAAACUAGAAGAGUGGGUAGAGAAAGGUGAAAAAAUGACUGCGAAGAAACUGAUUGCUUUGAGCACUCCACACAUUGAUAAACUCGAAAAUGAAUUGGUACGUUUGAAAUCGUUCAACAAUGAAAUAUCUGAACAGCAGGCUAGGUUAGUAGCUCUCGGUCAAACCGCUGAUCAAAUCAGUUUGCACUUGGCCAUAGAGGGUGCCGGUACUCUCAAGGACAACAUCAAUGUUCUUAAGAGCAAAUUGCAAAAAUUAUCUGAAACUACGCGAACCAAUAUUAACGAACUCUCAGAUGCCAUUAUUGCGCGUCAAGAUUUUAACGCAAAAAUGGUGAACUUUUCCAACUGGAUGGAUCAACUGCGUAAUCAGGUGGCCCAAGUUGAGGAUGUUAAUCCAGAAAGGGUGGAAAUUAGUUUGCAUGUCAUUCAUGCUUUGAUGCAAGAACAUGCUGAUAAGAAGCCCAGCUUCAAUGCUAUUUAUGAUGAAGUUAAACAACUCUCCCUCUCUGCAUCACCCGAUGAAGCCAUGGCUUUAAACGAAGCUUAUUCCGCAUUAGUGUUAAACUAUCAAAAUAUAGAAACCAAUAUGCAACAGAAAAAGGUGUGCUUAGAAAAAUGGUCUGAGCUUUUAAAUUGGAAACACGAAACCGAAAGUCAUUUGAAUUACUUGAAACAUCAAAUCGAUAAACACGAUGCUCCCGGUUCGCAAGAGCUGAACAAAUUAAUUAUGGAAAUUGAUACAAUCGGUCAAUCUAUGUCGUACUGGAAAAAUCAAGCGAAAGAAAUUGAAGAAAAUCCUGUCGUACAAUUGAAGGAUGCCCUUAGUCGCAGACCUCUUAUAGCUACUCAAAUCGUAAAUGACAUUGAGAAUAAAUUAGAGAAUUUGCAAUUGCGUUCUCAAAACCAAAAGCAUCAAUUGGAACAGAUACAGGUGCGUAAAAAUAAAUUCCAUUCGCUCGAAGGGGAUCUUACUCAAGCUCUGCAAUCGGACCGUUUAAAAUUAACUGAAAUUUUAAAGCGUAAACCAAGUCUGAUAAGCAUAGAUCAAAUUAUUAACGAUUUGUUGUCGCUCAAUGAUGCUCUAAAGCUGCAAGCUGAACUUAAAAAUCGUUUACAUGACGAAGGCGCCCAACUAAUGCGAGAGGACAUUACCAGUAUGCCUGUCAUCCAGGACAGUCUCUUACAUUUAGACAAGGAUUAUGAAUCCUUGCAAAGCGAAAUCGACGAUCGUAUUCAAAAAUAUCAAUUGAUUAAUCAAGCGUUACAUGAAUAUGCCGACAUUAAAAAUAAAUUUUCGCAAGAGCUUCAAAAAGCUACCGAUUUGUACAACGCCAUACCUGGUCAGCCACGUGACGAAAUCAAAUUGCAUCAAGCCGCAGAAAAAACUCGAAAGACCACGGAACAACUACGUAAAGUGAAAACGAUCUUGGAUGAAUUUGAACGUAAGGGUAACUAUGUUGCCAAGCUGUUUAAUGCUAUUGGAGAAGCAGUGCCGCAGGAAAUACCUAAUGAUUUAACCGUCGCUAAACAACAAUGUCACGAUUUACAUGAUAAGACUGUAAAGAAUAUCCAUAUGUACGAGACGGAGGCUGUUUUCUGGUCGCAGAUUGAAGAUGCCAAAAAGGAUUUGAUUCCCUGGCUAUCGGAAACUAAUCAAGGUUUAUGUGAUGCAGCUGAUAACAGUAUCGAAAUUGAAUUCGCGCCUGUACGUUUAACUAAAUACCAUACCGAGUUGCCUUCUUAUCAAGCUCUCAGAGAUACGGUUAUAGAAAAAUCCCAAGAGUUAAUCAGAAUUAAUGAUAACAACGAAAUACCGGCAUUGACUGCCUUGAAUCAACUAUUAAACGAUCAAUUUCGGGAAGUUGAAAAUAACGCGAAUCGUUUGAAUGCUAUUACGACAAUGUUUAAUGAUCAUGAACAAGAAUUGCGUCAGAAAAUUAAAUACGUCGGAGAGAAUGUUAAUAAGUUUAGGGAACAAUUAAUUAAAUGCGAUGAUUUGUCAGGCGAUAAUGCUAAAGUUGUUGAACGUUUGCAGAAGUGUCGCAUUCUUAAUCGUGAACUUUCCAAAACUGGCAACGAUAUCGAUAAUAUUAAGCUAAAAGUCGACGAACUGCGGGCUUUAUAUCCAACCUUCAGUGAAUCGAUAGUUCCAAAAGAAUUGAAUAAUGUACAAAAGCGUUACGAAGGUGUCGAAAUGUCUGCCAAGAAAAUUGAGAACACUUUACUACAGUUCCUUAAAAAGUUCCAUACCGACAAAGUUGGAAUGCUAAAGCGUUUAAUAGCGACGCAGCGCGAGAAAGUAGCUUGGUGUCAGCCGGAAACUUCUAGUGAUAAAUAUAAUUUGGACGUAAAGAAAUCUUCACUGCACGAGGUUAGCAAAGCCUUAGACGACUGUAGGAAACGCCAAGCUGAAGUGCAAAAUACUUUUGAAAUGCUAAAAGCAAUUGACACACCCCAAAAUAUAGCAGAAAUGACGAAAGAUGUUGACUUAUUGAAUGCUGAAAUGAGAGAUCUGGAAAACAGUUUUAAUAAAAUUAAGAAUAUUCUGGAAGAAAAUGUAGAUCUAUGGUCCCAAUAUGAACGAGCUAAUGAAGAAAUCUCAUCGUGGCUGCGCGAUAUUGAAGCCCGAAUUAAGGUUGAGACUAGUAGUCAAGUCAACUUGCAAAAUAUACCUAAAAAAUUGCAGGAAUUGACCCGACUUAAUCAAGAUAUUAAAAACCACGAGCCUGUUAUUACUGAUCUGGAGAAAACUUCGCAUCAAUUGGUUGAAAAAAAUCCUGAAGCUCGAAUAGGACAGUUCGUAAACCAUCUGGUGCAGCGUUAUCAAACUAUAACAAAAAGUUUAGCUGCUUACGUGGAUAAAAUACUUGCUACCGAACAAGCUUAUAACGAUUAUAAUAAGGCUUUAGAGGAAGCCACUGAAUGGCUUUCUGAGUCUAAAAUCGAAUUUCAAGAACUGGCGCGUAUGGGUUCGCCGGGUUCUUCAUCGGCCACCGCUCAGCAAUUGCAAACAAUUAAGAACUAUUUGAACACCUUCGAUAACGGUCAAAAGUUAAUCAACAAUGCCGUAGAUAUUGGCGAAGGCAUCUAUCCAAUUGUUUUGCCGGAGAAUCGAGAGAAAAUCCGAACCGAACUUCGCGGCUUACGGGAAAAAUUCGACUACUUACGUGAUGAAGCCAACGCUUUACUGCAGCAGGUAGAAGCAGUACUUAUACAAAAAACAACAAUUGAGGAAAGUUACACCCAGGUAUCACAUUAUCUUAAUGAAUCUAAGGCUAAAGCGAAAGCAACUGACGAGCUUUAUCCGACGCUAGCUGCGAAAAAGUCAGCUUUGCAAAAUUACAAGAUCCAGCUACAAGAAGCCACUCUGCAUAAAAAUGCUCUCAAGCAAUUGCAGGAAAAAGCAGUGGCCUUGUAUGACGACGAAUCUGAACGAAAAACCGAAGAAUCUAUACAUGAGUACAACGAUCUCUCUAGACAUAUUGCCGAACGCAUUAACGUAGUCAGCGAUCAAGUUGUGAAGCAUGAAGCUUACGAUCAAGUGCUUGAAAAAGCCCAAGAUUGGCUAAAUACCAUCAAAUCUGAAGCCUUUGAUAUAAUAAAUGAAACCACUUUUGAAAAAGAAGGCGCUGAAGAGAAACUUAUUAUUGUUGAAAAUUUAUUGCAACAUAAACCCGAGGGUGACUCAAUAUUCAAUGCAUGCCAUAAACUGCUGCAAACUGUUUUGUAUCAAACUCAUCCAUCUGGGCAUCCGGCGUUGUUAAAGAGUUUCCAAGAACCUAAGAACGCUUGGGAUGAAUUCGUUAUAUUGUGUCAAGACUCUUUAGUUAAGUUAAAACAAUUAUGCUCACGAUGGGACGAAUUCGAAGCUGUGAUCGGUGAAAUUGACAGUUGGAUGAAAAACGUGGAGAGCAACGUUAAAAAUCAAAGUCUUAAAAACACCGCUUCCUCGAAAAGACUUCACUUACAACAAUUGCAGUCCAUUGCUGGUGAUAUUGAAAAGCAUGCAAAAUCUAUUAAUGAUUUAAUGGACCGGUGCCGAGAAAUUGAAGGCGAAACUGAUUUAAAUUUAAAGUUGUCCCGUUUAAAUACACGCUAUCAAACUUUAAAAAAUCUUUGUAAAGAAUCGAUAGCCAAAUAUCAGAUAUAUGCAAAAGAUCACGAAUCAUUCGACCAGGACUAUGAAGCAUUCAAAAAAGACUUGGAAUUGUCCGUAGAAGAGUUGGCACAAUGUAAGGAAGUAGUAGGCGAUCAAAAUAUUUUACAAGAAAGACAGAAUAAAUUACGGGAUUUAUUGGAUAAGCGAAUUAACGAUGGUACCGUUUUCGAGAAUCUUAUUGACCGGGGUGAAAAACUGUAUGGUCACACGAGUCCCGAAGGUCGAGAAAUUAUACGCCAGCAACUACGAAGUUUACGUAGCAUCUGGGACGGUUAUACUGAAGAUUUAAACGCAGCCGCUCAGACAAUCGAUCAAUGCCUACAAUACUUCAACGAAUUUGCUAUUGCCCAAGACCAGCUUACAAAGUGGCUCAAAGACGUUGAUAAAGCUAUGCAAAGCCACACCGAACCGAAGACCACGUUGCAGGAAAAACGAGCCCAAUUGCAAAAUCAUAAAAUGUUACAUCAAGAAAUUACCACUCAUAAUGUUUUGGUGGAUAAUGUAUGUGAAAAGGCUCAAAUUUUAAUAGACAAACUUAACGAUAACUCUUUGAAUAUAUAUCUGCAAUCCAUUAAACAAUUGUAUAACGGGAUUGUACAAAAAUCGGCUCAGAUACUCGAAAACUUGCAAGAUUGUGUCGACCAACAUGCUGAGCUUAAUAAUAAAAUCAUUUCAGCCAAAUCAUGGAUGUCGGGCGAAAAAGAAAAGCUGUUAGAAUGCGAUGACGCUUAUGGCGAAAAAACUGAUAUUAAACGCAAAAUUGAAACAUUAAAUAAUUUAGCUCAGAAUAAACCGCAAGCUUUGACAUUGAUCUCCAGCAUACGGAAUCAAUACGAUAAGAUCGAGCCAGCUACUUCUCAGAAAGGCAAUGAUGUCCUCAAGAAGGAAAUAUCUGAGCUAGAAAUCACAAUGAAAAGUCAUUUCGAUGAUAUUGAAGGCAUAGAGAGCAAACAGAAAGAAGUUCUUCAACAAUGGAAUAAUUUCGAAAAUAAGUUGGAAGAUCUAACCAAAUGGUGUCGAACGGCUGAGGCAAUUUUUCGUGAACAGCAAUUACAAUCUACAUUACAUGAGAAAGUUGAAGAGCUGGAAAAGUAUAAGAUACAACGCGAUCUUAUACUGCAGAAGGAGAAAGAAGUUGAUGCCUUCGCAGAUGCCGCUCACAUUUUGCUAAACAAUUGUGGGGCUGAUCGCUUAAAGAAUUUAACUGCUCAGUUUACGAAUCGUUAUCAGCUGCUGCAAGUCCUUAGUAAAGAGGUUGUUAAUCGCUGGACAAAUUUGGUUGACGACCACCAAAUGUACCAGGAUAAAUACAAUGAAGUCGACUUGUGGUUGCAGCCGAUUGAGAAGCAACUGCAGCAAACUACGCAAGAAGAUACGACGCAAAUUUCAAAUAUUUUGCAAGUGCUACUCGCUGAGAGAGAACACGCUGACAGCAUGUUUGCCGCUCUUAAUGCGGCAGGUGAAAAAGCUUUGCCUGAAACUUCAACACAGGGCCGUGAAAAGUUGCGUAAGGAAAUGCGUGAUAUACGCGACCGUUGGGAUAAAUUAGAUGAAGGCAUACGGAAUUUGCAAAAGCGACAAGAGGCACAAAGUCUUCAACUCACUAACUAUCAUGAAAUUCUUGGUCAAGUUCUGAAUUGGUUAGAUCAGGCAGAAAAGGGAGUGGAAAAUGAAAAUCCUGCCAGUUGGACAAAUGCUCAAGAUACACGUUCAAAGAUGUACAAAUUCAAAGCAAUUUCUCAGGACAUCAAUUCUCAUAAGCGUAUUGUCGAAGCAGUAAACGAGAAGGCUUCUAUUUUAUGCGGCAGUGCUUCGCCAGCUAAUGCCACUGAAAUCCAAAAGUCUGUGGAUGACAUCAACAAACGCUAUAACCAAGUUGCCACGGCUUGCAAUAAUUUACUGCGUCAAUUGGAAGAGGCUUUUGAAGUCUAUCAACAGUUUAGUGAAUUACAAAAGUCUCAACAGGAUUAUCAAAAGAAUCUAUGGGAUCGUCUCACUGGAUAUUCUGAUUAUUCCGGUAAUAAACCUGCAUUACAAGCUCGCCUUAAUAAGGUCAUCGAAAUUCAAAAUUCAAUGCCUGAAAGCAUGCAUAAACUUCAAGCUUUAUCCGAUCAUAUUGAUCAGAAUGCGAAACUAUUACCGGCACGUUCAAAAGAGACCAUGGCACGAGAUUUGAGUAAUUUGUAUGCCGACUAUGAAAAGUUCUCGGCUGCUCUCAGUGAUGUUAAAAGUGGUUUAGAGAAUCGUUUGCAGCAGUGGAGUGACUAUGAAGUUAAUCUGGAUCAAUUGAUUGCUUGGCUGGGUGAAACUGAAAACGCUUUGAAAAACUAUAAUCUUAAAGGUACUUUAGAGGAAAAGGAAGACCAGUUAAAUCGUUUCCAAACUUUAGUUCACAAUUUGCGUCAGAGAGAAAUGGAAUUUGAAAAAUUGAAAGAUGAAUCGUCGGAACUCAUACAGAGUUCGGGUGAGACUCGCAUAUCCGUUAAUGUGCAACAGGUUACGUCACGCUUUCAAUCUAUACAAGCUACCAUCAAAGAAAUUAUGAAGAAAUGUGAACAAUCUGUACACGACCAUGUCCAAUUUAAUGAGAAAUACAAACAAUGUUCAGAUUGGUUUGCAAACGCUCAAGCAAAAUACGAUAACACGUUAGAUCUUUCCACAGUCGCCACUCGUGAAGAUCUCUUAAAAAAACAACUAGCUGUACAAGAAUUGUUAGCGCAACAAAGCAAUGCAGCUUUAUUGUUAAACAACACAAUUGAACUCGGUGAGAAAUGUUAUGCCUCCUCUGCGUCUGAAGGACGGGAGGCUAUACGCUUGCAAUUGGAAGAAUUGCAGAAAGCCUUCGAUCAACUCUUCGAUAAUCUUAACAGCCAUGCCCGGAAAAUUCAGGACAAAAUGUCAAAGUGGUCAGGUUUUGACGAAAUUGCUGAAAAGUUAAAAAGUUGGUUAAUUGAACUGGAAAGAGCUCUCCCCGCCGAAAUCGAAUUGAAAACAACUCUGGAUGAGAAACGUGGUAAAUUGUUGACCUACCGUGACGCUCUUAAUGAUAUAAAUAAUCAUAAAGCUGAAAUUGGAAAUUUGCAAGAAAUUGCCGGAAAUUUGCCAGAAAAGACAGAGCAUGUCGAUGAAGCAACAAAACAGAUCGUUGAGAAAUAUGAGAAAUUAAAAAAGAGAGCAGAGAACUAUGUGCGUAGCUAUGAGGAAUUUGUCAGCGCUCAUCAGCAGUAUUGCAAGGCAGUUAUGGAUACCCAAGAGUUUAUUGAGUCGACCCACGACACAAUUGACUACUGGGGCAAUUUGGAUUUGGAACAAGUCUCUUUGCACACAAAUUUAGAUCGUUUAAGAAAUCUUAAAUCUACCCUCGCCGAUGAAUUUCCGCGUGUUGAUCAAGUACGUGUCUUGGGCGAAAAAGUAAUCCCAGGUACAGUAGCUUCUGGCCAAAUCAAUAUCAAGACUCAAAUUGGUAAUACGCAGCAAGAAUGGGAAGGCUUAAUUACUGCCCUUAAUUCAGCAGUUGAAGGAAUUGAAACCCGUUUACAAAAUUGGGCAGACUAUGAACAACUGCGCGAUAACUGUUUGGAUUGGAUACGCGAAGCCGACAAUAAAUUACAUUCCAUUGAUUUGAAACCAAAUUUGGCCGAAAAAAAGAUUCAAUUAGAAGAACUGAAAACUUUACAAGGCGAAGUAAGAGCUAAAGAGCUAGAAGUUGACAAUGUUUCGGAGAAGGCACAACUUUUAAUGAAAGGUCCGUCUGGCUUACGCACUUCUGGCCCCGAACUGAUAACUAAAUACCAGCAGCUAUUCCAUAAAGUUAAAGAGCUUAAUAGCCGCUGGCAACAGUAUGUUGCUACCCAUCAAGAAUUUGAAAAUUCUAUCUCGGAAUGCACUGCUUGGAUAAGUAGCAUUAAAGAGAAGUUAGAAUAUUGUGCAGAUACAAGUUCAAUGGGUCAAAAAGAGCUGGACAAGAAGAUGAACAUUAUUCACGAUGUAAUCUUACUUAAAGAUGAAGGUUCCGCAAAAGUUCAAGGAGUUGUAGAAUUGGCUCAAAACGUCUUAGCUAAUACUGCUCCUAUUGGCCACGAUGCUGUUAAUAAACAAUUGACUAAUUUGCAAGACUUAUGGUCGUCCAUUGCUCUGCGUAUAGUAGAUGUCAAGUCUCUAUUGGAUGACUCUAUAACUCAGUGGUCAGGCUUCCUGGAACAAGUACAAAACGUCAGUAAAUUUAAUGAUUGGUUGGAGUCGACAUUAAAGGAAUUGUCUGAACAUCAAACCUCGAUGACAGAAAAACGAGCACAAUUGGAUCGCGUUAGAACGACUGAAGAAAAAGUACGUAUGGAGAAAAUCGAUGUAGAUGCUCUCAAAUCACAGGCCAAGGAAAUUGUAGUAACCGGUCAACAAAGUCAAACGGCAUUUCAAGCUCAAAAGGUGUUCGAAAGAUUCGACGAAUUGGCGACCAGAUCUCAAAAAUUGUUAUCACAAAGGCAAGAUCAGUACCGCGAUCAUCGUUUAUACAAAGAAGCAUAUGAUGACCUACUCAGUUGGAUAAGCCGGGCCCGAGAGAAAUUCCCUUCACUCAAGCAAGGCAGUCUUAGUGACAAGUUAGCCAUUGAAAGUGCAGUUCAAGCCACGGAAAACAUGCUUAAUAAGCAGGCCCAAGGCGAAUUGUUAGUUGAACAUUUAGUUCAUACAGGGGAAGUGGUUUUGGCUAGCACAUCUCCUCAAGGUCAGGAGAUUAUUCGGAACGACAUACGUUCUUUGCGUGACAGUUUCGAAGGAUUAUUCCGAGAUAUCAAUCAGCAAAAGGAAAAUUUGGAAGCUACUAUGCAACAAUGGCGAGCUUAUAAAGAGGAGUACGAACGCUUGAUAGAAUGGUUACAACAAAUCGAUAUUUUAGUCAAGAAUCACAAGCUGAACUUACAACCAAAUUUAGCAGAAAAGGAAAAACAAGUCACAGAUAUGCGGGAUAUAAUGUCGCGUUUGGAAAAAGGAAAAGACGAUAUCGAUAGAUUUAAUAAUUCUGCAGCUGGCCUCUUAAAAUCACAUCUGGACACCUAUGUUAGCAAUCAACUGCGCCAUUUGAAUUCUAUGUACCAAGUUCAAGUAAAUUUAGCGAAAGAUGUUUUGAAGAAAGUUGAAACUAACCGCGAUCAACAUCGGGAAUACAAAAGUAACAUGGAAGCAGCAAAAAGUUGGAUUAACCACGCCAAAGAUGUUAUCCGGGAAUGCAGUGAAGCGUCGAGCGCUAGAUCGAAAGAUGUUUUGGAAGAACGUUUAGAGAAAGUGCAAGAACUUCUACGUAAUCGGGAAUUUGGUCAAAACCUCGUGCACACCGCUAUCAACAAUGGCGAAAAGGUCGUCCGUAAUACUCGCUCAGAUGGUCGUGAACCUAUAAAUAAUGAAAUGAAAGAGCUUCAAAACGAUUGGGAACGCUUGGUUAAAAAAUUGUCUACAGCUAAGGUGCAAUUGGAAACCAAUCUAUUGCAAUGGGCCGACUACAGUUCGAGUUAUUCUCAAUUGCAACAAUGGAUAUUAGAUAAAGAAGCCAAAUUGCAACAAGUAAGUGAACCAAAGGUUGUCAAGUCUAAAAGAAAUCAACAAGGACUCAGCAGUGGUUUAAGUGAACGCAAGGCUAAUUUACGCCAAACCAAUAAUAUAGUUCAAGAUAUUGUAUCAUUUGAACCUAUGAUCCAAUCGGUUACAUCCAAAGCUUCCGAUUUGCAACAGGGAGCCCCCGCUUCGGAGAUUUCCAGUAAAUACCAGACUUUAACUAAACAAGCCCAGGAUAUAUAUGAAAAGCAAAAGAACACGAUCGAUCAAUAUCAAGCUUUCAUUGAUUCCGGCAAUGAUUUUGCAACUUGGUUACGCAAUGCCAAGGAACGUUUAAGCAAAUGUUCAGAACCUACUGGUGACAAACAAGCCUUAGCUGAGAAAACUCACCAACUGAAAAUCUUACAAGGUGAGGUACCUCAAGGGCAAAAGAAAUUAGAAGCAGCCUUAACCCAAGCUGAAAUAGCUUGUCGUAAUGCUGAACCUGAAGAUUGCGAAAUCAUUGAGCAAGAGGUAGCAUUAUUGCAAGAAGAAUUCGAUACUUAUGUGGAAAAUUUGCAAAAAACUAAAGUCUAUCUUGAAGUAGGUAUAGUUAAAUGGUCCGAUUAUCAAGAUCAGUAUUCGGAAGCUUUAGAUUGGCUUACUAAGACUGAAACUUUGGUGCAAUCUUACAAUAAAUUGCAAGAGAGCUUAGCUCAAAAGAAAAUAGUUUUAGAAGAAUUCCAAGGCCAUUUGCAAACUCUAUUCGAUUGGCAAAAAACAUUGGAUCAUUUGAAUAUGAAAGCGCAAAUGUUGUUGGAAACGUGCUCGGAUACACGGAUCAGUAAUGCUGUCAUGCAGCUUACUACUAAGUACAACGCUUUAUUAACUCUCGCUAAGGAAGUAAUGCGUCGCCUGGAAAUGCAUUAUCAGGAACACCAACAACAUAACACUCUUUACCAAGAAUGUCAAUCGUGGAUUGAACAGACUCGCGAGAAAUUAACGCAAUGCGAAAUCAUACCCGGAACUUUAAAUGAGGUCCAGAUAAAGUUAAAUACUGUUAAGAAUUUGCGUCAAGGUUUUGAGUCCGGACAAAAUAAAUUACGGUAUUUACUUGAGCUGAAGGAAAAAGUUAUUAUUAACACUGAGCAAACGGGGGCUGCAAAAAUUCAGGAAGACACAGAAAGUUUAAAACAAGAUUAUGAUAAUUUACUGAUACGAAUCAACGAUGUACGACAAAAAUUAAUGAAUCGUCUGUCUCAUCUCGAGGAAAUUUAUAAAUUAUAUAAAGGUUUAGAAGAAUGGUUGGAAGAGAUUAGACCAAGCUUGAAAACAUCGGGAGAAUUUUUGAAUGAUUUAAGCGAAAAGCGAGCUGCGUUAGAGAAGUUUAGAUCCAUACAGCGAGAUUUUAACAGCCAUAAUGACAUUGUAGAGAAAAUUAGCAAAAGUCUGAAAAACGACGAUGGUUUGGAUAACAAAGAUUUCCAGAAAGGCUUAAACGAAUUCGAAGAACUGCAGAUGAGAACGAAUGAAAUUAUUGAAUCCCUCGAAAAUCAUGUUAAUAAUCAUGAUAAAUACAAGCAAGCUCUACUAGAAAUUCAAGAUUGGCUUCGUAAAGCAAGAAAUGAAAUUGAAUUGUGUUCCGAUUGUCAUGGCGAGCAGCAGCAUGUUGAGGAUCGCCUUAACAAAUUGGGAGAAAUUGAUGAAUCCAUGGUAGAGGGUAAAUCUUUCUUGGAUGCCUGUAAAGAACUAGGACAAGCUGUAAUAGCUACAAGCGGCAAUGAGGGCCAAGACGCGGUAACGCAAGAAAUUAAACAUUUAAUCACCGAAUGGGAAGCUAUACAAGCUAUGUCACGCGAUGCCCGUUAUAAUUUGGAAUUAUGCCUAACUUCGUGGAAUACUUUCCAGGAAAAAAUCAACAAAAUUAACGUUUUAAUUGAAGAGUUCAACAAGCGCCUCGCACGAGCCAAUGAAACCGAAAAUAAGACACCUGAGGAUUUGAUAAAUGCUACGAAACUACUACAGGAAGUCGUUGCGGAAAAAGAGAACGUUGAAGAACUUAAUGACACUUGCGAAUUGUUGAUGGAGCGCAGCGCUUGUUCGCGAGUACGCGAUCAAACUGUAGACACACAAGCAAAAUACACCAAGUUAUUGACUAACACUCAGGGUCUUGUUGCCAGAAUCGAGAAGAAUUUAUCGGAUCACACCGAGUUCUUAAAUUAUAAGAACGAGAUGGACGCUUGGAUACUGAAAGCUCAGGAAAUUUUGGAUGGCUGCAACGGUAAAGGUGACAUGCAAAGCAUUACCCAGCAAAUUGAAACAAUUAAUGCAUUGUCAUCUCGUUUGCCGGAAGGUCAGCAUCUUUUAGGCAUAGUACAAGAUACUUAUAAUAGGGCGUCCAAUGUAUUGCCGGAAGAUAAGCAAGAAAAAUUACGUGAGAUGAUGACCAAAGUACGCGAAAGUUGGGAUGCUUUAGGUUUAGCGGUUAAGCAGAAAUUAAACGAUUUAAAGCAAAAUCAAAACCGUUGGGCAGAGUAUUUACACAAUAAGGACAAAUUAGAAAAUUGGCUGACUGAAAUGGAAGAGACUUUGAAAUUUAAACCAAAUACCAAAGGCGAGCUAAGCGAAAUGAAAACGCAAUUAGAGCGCUACAAAGUCCAUCAAAAUGAUAUAAAGCUUAAAGGAUCUGAUAUGGAGCAUCUUUGCAGUGAGGCCAAGAAUUUAAACGCUGACAUGGAUGAAGUUCAAAACUUGCAGGAACUUUGGGGUAAAGUCAAGAACGAUUGCAAUGCUUUAGUCAAUCGAUUCGAAGAUGAAGUAAAUGAGUACAAUGCAUACCACCAAACUCUGCAGGAUGUGGAAAAAUGGUUGCUGCAAAUUUCCUUUCAACUGAUGGCUCACAAUUCCUUAUUAAUAGCGAAUCGUCAGCAAACUCAAGAACAAAUUAAACAGCACGAAGCAUUACUUGAUGAGAUACAGAAAUAUCAGACUAAUAUUGAUGAUCUUAACGCUAAGGGUCAAUGUCGGAUCAAACGUUAUGAGACCAGUGCUCCUGCCGUGCGCUUAACUGUUGAGACUCAAUUGAAAAACAUACAGGAUAGUUACAGUUCUCUGCUGCAGACUUCAGUACAAAUACGUAAUCGUUUGCAAGAAUCUUUGGCUAAAUUCCAAGAGUAUGAAGAUACUUUGGAAAGUAUAAUGCGCAAUUUGCAAGAAUAUGAGCCCAUAAUAAAAACCGAAUUAGACACUCAACCUAAUAACUUGGAAAUGGCGCAAAAACAAUUAAAGUGCGCGCAAAACAUGCAAAACAAACUGAAUUUUGAAAAAUCUCGUUUAGCUAUUGCCGUUCAAGCUUGCGAGGCGGCCACUGCUUCGAUUAGCAGACCUAGUUCCCCUUUGGAAACGGCCAUGCAAGUUAUUCCAGAACGUGAAUUGAUGGUGCGUUCGGAGCUGGAAGAUCUUUUAGAUCAGAAACCCAAUAAAAGAACUCAAAACUCAACCACUGACGCUAAUUUUGACGAUGAUGUUGAGCUUAAUGCAGUUACUGAUUAUUUAUUGGAUGCUGUAGCUAAUGAACGUUUAAAAAAACUAAAAAAUGUUUACUCAAACCGUGAACUUGUGCAAAAGCUAUGUACUCUUAAAACCAAGGUUCAAUCCCACUUGAGUGGAUUGAUUGCUUCGGUUGGAGAAUUAGAGCAACAGCAAAAACAACGCGCCGAAUUAGCUGAUUGGAUUUCGAAACAGCAAGUAAUCGUUUCCGACUGGAUGAUGCGACCAUGCAAGUUACGCCCGGAAGCGGCAAAACAAGAGUUAAUGGCUAUGGACGAUCUAUUAAAUGCCGUCGGAGAUAAGCGUUCUCAUUUAAUGCUUGAUUUGACGGGUUCACUGGCGGAUGACGAAAACGACCUGAUUGGCAAGAUUGAUAAACUUGAAACUCAAUUGAUGGACGCCAUAGCCAAAAAGAAGGCUGGUCAAAACAUUAUUGAUAGCUACCGUCAGAGUGCUCAAGAUAUGAACAAUUGGUUUGAUUCUCUAAUCAAGCGCAUGGAUGUUUUAGAUAAGGGCUCCGGCUUAAAUUGCGCUCAAAAAAUGACGGCUAUUACCGAAGUUAAGAAAGAAUACGAAGAGCAAGGUCCUCAAAAACUGCAAGAUUUAAAAAGUAAAGCCGCUCAAGUAGCCGAGAUUAUUAGCAAUUUAGAUGGUCAACAAGUAAAAGAACAGAUGAAGUCCUACGAUCGCCGGUAUUUGGAUUUGGGCAAAAGACUCGAUCGCAAAGCUCAACUCCUGGAUGUUACUAACAAAUGCGUGGAGGCGAUAAAAGCUGAGACUGAUCAACUUCAGAAUUGGGUGAAAGAGACUCUAAAAAGUCUUCAAACACCAGCUCUAUUGGGUUAUGAACCAAAAUCCGGCGAGGCAAGGCAACACACAAUUAAGAGUAUAAUGAAAGAGGCCGAAAGUAAACAAUCUCUAACUGAUGCUUUAGAAAAACGGAUUGCAAAUAUGCAAUCGGAAUUGGAGCCAGCAGAAUAUGCUCAAUUAGGAUCUGCGUUACGCAAUCUGAAUACAGAACAGAAGAAUCUUUCUGCCGCUCUUAAAUUAGAAAUGGAAAAAGCAUUAGAAGCUACCAGAUUACGUAAGAUUUUCGAAAAUGAUUUAGAGAAAGCUCGUAAUUGGUUAAAAGCUAAAAUAUCAAAAGUUAGACAAUUGCCCGGUUAUCAUCCUUUGACUGCUUUGGAAGUGGAAAACAAGCUACAAGAGAAUAAACGUUUCGAUGACGAGGCUAAACAAUUUAAUGAUACCGUUUUAAGCGACUUGCAACGUCAGGCGGUUAACAUAAUGAAAGAUUGCCCUGAAACUGAGAAAGCAUCAUUACAGAAGAUUCUCGACGAAAUUGAAGCUGACUAUAAAAUUCUCAAAGAUGAAUGCGGCAAUAGAGCUAAAACUCUGGGAGAUCUAUUGCAGGGACGAAAGGCUUUUGAAAAGUCAAUGAAACAAAUGACUGAUUGGUUAAAUGAAAUGGAGACAGCCACCGAAGGAGAUUUGCGUACAUCGAAUUUGCCAGUUUUGGAAGAACAGCUUGCGCACUAUCACAAGCUAUUAAAGAAGGCAGAAAAUAUGGACGACCUUUUAAAUGAUAUCAACGAACAAGGCAAAGGCGUGUCGCCUUCAUUAAGCAAUCCCGACAAACUUAAACUAAAUGAUGACAUCAAGAGCAUGAAAGAUCGCUUUGGCAAAGUUAAGCAAACUUUGAAUAACCGCGUCAAUACUUUGGGAGACCAUAUUAAAAAAUACAAAGAUGCAAAGUCGAAAUUGGCCGAAUUUAUGGAAUUUUUAAAUCGUAUACAACAACGCCUAAGAGAAUUGAAUAAGCCCAUUGGAGCCAAGAUUGAAGAUGUCCAAGAACUCCUAAGAGCCUACGAAGGCAUUUUAAAGGAACUGAAAGAUAGUAAACACAGCAUGGGUGAUAUGGAAGUAGAUGAUUUACCUGAAUUGCAAAGUAUUCUGUCGCAACAAGACGACAUGAUCAAACUAAUCGAAGAUCAAUUGGCUCAUUUGAGACAAUUAUUGUUGUUGCGCGAACAAUUCAUUGCAUUGAUUAAUGAAAUCAUAGCAUUUAUUAUGAAAUAUACUGACGUACUAGUAGACAUCGAAAAUGCUCCCGAUAGUUUGGAGGAGAAAAUUAAUAAAUACGAUGAUGUCAUAGUAAAAAUACAAGAAUGUGAAGGACUUUUAGCUUCGGCUAACGAUAAAGGACAAAAAAUUGCAUCUGAAGGUACAGCAGCAGAUAAGAAUAGCAUAACCGAACAAUUGCAAUCGCUUAAAAAUCAAUUGGGUAACUUGAGAAAGGCGGUUGAACAGCAAAGACAAAGGCAUCAAAUACAACUUGAACAUCACAAAAAAAUGGCAACUGACCUAAUGGAAAUACUAGAUUGGUUGCAUAACACUGAAGGAGUGAUCAAAUCACGGCCUUUGCUGGAUCGCGAUCCCGAUUCAGUAGAGCACGAAUUGCAAAAGCAUCACAAACUUUGCGGCGAAACUCAAGAAUACUUAGAUAAAUUCAAUAAAAUCAAUGGAAGCGUUAAAUCAGAGAUGGGUAUGCCAGGUGCUUUACUGGAAAUGCUUUCCGAAGGACGUUCUUUGGUGUCAUCCUUGCCGCCUGAAAUGACUGAGCGUGAAAAGUAUAUGAUCAACAAUCGUGAUUCCCGUUUGGCUUAUAUGAAACUAGUAGCGGAGUUCAAUGCUUGGUUACACGAAGCCGAAGAUCGUUUGCAAUGCGGUCAGCAUGGUAUAGAUUACGAACAUUUAAUGCGUGAUUUAGAAGAACACAAACUUUUCUUUGGCAAUGAAGCACUAAUGCGAAGUCUAGUUCAUAAACAAAUACAAGAGGCAGCCGAUAAAAUUUGGCCAUCUCUUAACAAUUAUGAACAGACCGAAUUAUCUGGAGAAUUAGCACAAUUUCAGACGAAACUUACUAAUGUCUUGGCGCGAGCUAAAACUCAACAAGCCGACCUGGAACGAGAGCACGAACGUUUUCGUGAAUAUCAACAGUCAAUGGAACGUGUUAAGACGACAAUUGAAUUAACUAAAUUCCCUGAUGAAUCGGUAAAUAACUUGGCUGGUCUACAUUUCAAUAUACAAAAGCUGACACAUGCCAUGGGAAAUGUUAUGAGCCAAACCAGUGACAUUAGUCUGGUUAAUCAACAGGCUCAGGCUUUGAUACGAGAAGCUGAUGCUCGCAAUCGUCAGCUAAUCGAACAGGAUAACGCACAAUUGAAUCGUUUAUGGCAAGAUCUUAUUAAGAAUUUGGAACAGCGCCUUGACAAAUUACAAACGAUCGCUGAUAAGUGGGAUAGUUUCGAAAAUCGUCUACUCGCUUGGGAGAAGGCUCUGUCACGUUUAUCGGAUAAAUUCCGAAAUGUUGAUCCGGUGGUAAGAUCACGACGUCAUUUGGAAGAGACAAAGCAUGUUAUUCAGGAGGUACUUAACGAGUCUGAAGAACUUAAAUCAUCACAUAAAGAUAUUGAGGCGCUCUCAAAAUCAAUCGUCACAUUCCUUGGGGAAGUUCACCAACCCUCGGCGGAGGCCAUACAGGCCAAAUUGGAUAACUUAGUGCAACAACAAUCCAAAUUAAACGACUCUUUGCACGAUAAGGAUCUUCAGGUUAACCGUGAUUUAGAGGAAAUCGAAACCAUUUUCCGCAGUAUAUCUAGCUUGCAGGAUAAAUUUAAUGCUCUUUUAGAAGAGAUACAAGCAGUGCAUGCUUUCGAGCCAAAUAUCACUAAAACCGAAAACGAAUUGGAGAAAUUGAUUCGAGAAAGUAAAGCAACCGUUGAUGAAAGUAAUCAUUUAAUAAAUAAGACCAAGGAAACGUAUCUUAGCAAACAGAAUCUAAUACCUAGCGAUAUUGCGCAGGAAUUUACAGCUCUUGAACUUUUAUCGGAACGCGUACAAAGCAAUAUGGAAACGAAACAAAAGGAAUUCAAACGUGCCAAAACGGUACGUACGGAUUAUUUAGCCGGCGUCGAUGAGAUACAACGUUGGUUAAUGCAGGCCGAGGUAGAGGUACAAGAUCGUUCCUUGGCACCAGCUCAAAUGAAAGAGCUUUUGCAACGCAUUAAUCAUGAGAUAAGUGGUAUAUAUGAACGUUUCACGUUGGUUAAAACGAAUGGACAAUUAAUUAUCGAUAAUUGCCGUAAUAAUGAAGAAAAGAUUUUAGUGCAAAAUACGGUCGAACAAUUAGGUCAACAGUUGGCUCAAGUACGUUCAUGGUUGGACGAGAAGAAACAACAAGUAGGUGAUAGUUUAGAUGCCUGGACACGUUUUAUGAACUUGUAUCAAAUUGUGAUGAGCUGGGCAGCAGAGAAACAGGCUUUUAUUGAUCAAAAUAUUGUAUUGAGAACAUUACCAGAGGCACGUAAUAAGUCCACAGAUUAUCAGGCGGCUGUGAAGAGUAUUAAACCGAUUGUCAAGCAUUUGAGCGAAAUGGAUAAGGAAUUAGAACACAUUAGUCAGGUAACUACAGUAGGCGAUCUCAAGGAAAAAUUAGAAGAAGCCGAAGAGGCAAAAGUCACUGUGGAAGCGGUAUUACUGCAAAGGAAUGCACUACUAUUGGAAGCUUGUGAGGAAUGGGAUCAAUGCGAGCGUAAAAUUAAAGAGAUUCGCAAUUGGAUAGAGAAGACGAAACAAUCAUUGGAGUCAACGCAGCAUAAAAAGAAGCCACUACGUGAUCAAUUGGGUUACUGCGAAAAAACAACGGCGGACAUCAACGUGCAGAAGACCAAACUAAGUUUGUCUAUAGAAAAACUGGAGGUUCACUUUAAAAAUGGUAUGGGAGGUGAUCCACGUUUAAGCGAAAAUGUCGAUGAAUUGCUAACCAUUCUGGAUAGUUUAGCGGAUAUGGUAAAGGAAAAAUGUUCAAAUCUUGAAGAGACCCUUAAUCAAAUCGACAUUUAUCAAAAACAAAUGCAAACCUUACGACAAAAAAUAAUACAAGAAGAGCAACAAUUACGUCUUGUACUGGCACCCACCUAUUUACCGCAUGAUCGUGAUCGUGCUUUAGCCGAACAGCAGGCUCUGCGUUCUUCGAUCGAUGAGAUGCAACAAAGCUACGACGUGAUAGCUGCUUUAUCCUAUACCUUGGAUCCACAUUCAGUGGUCACUACUUCAUCGGCUGUCUCAAUGAUGUUGAAGCCUUCAAUGUUGGGCUUAACCUAUGCCGAAGUUUUAUCCGGCAAUACCAGUCCUGAAAUACAUGUAAAGCCCAAAAAGUUGAUGACACAAAAUUAUGAUGAUAAACCGUUAGAAUUGACUUUGACUCAAGCGGCCACCAUUUCACAGGGCAUUGAUGGUCAAAAUGUUAGACCUAAGCGAAAAGAUUCAAAAGAAGAAUUAAGCGAGUUACAUAGUGCACAUAGGGUCGUUAGCACUACCACUCAUCAGACUCCAGAGUCUGUGGUUACACUAGAAAAUAACCAAGAAUCUGUUGUCACAUUUAAAAAAGAAAGUCUUGGCAGUUAUGAAGAUAUUCCUAACACAGCGCCGUCGUCAGUUGUAACACAAGACAUCCUUAUAAAAGAGCGUAAAGAAAAACACAUGAACGUUCCAAAAGAACAAAAAAGGGGACGCUCCCCUAGACGUAAGGCACAGCAUCCGCAUGUUGAAAAUGUGACCGCGGCUAUUGUUGAAGAUAUUCCAGAUCAAAUUGUUGCACGAUCACCAACAAGUAAUAAAACAUUAUACUUGUCUGCAACUAGUGCCAUUACCGAUAGAACAAGAUCUCAAUCUCCAAUAUGGGUCCCUGGUUCCACCUCUUAUGCCGAAGUUCUUCGUGGCAUUGAAUUGGAAAGAUUAAGACAGCAAAAUCUGCAAACAGCAAAUGAAGUUAUCCUAGUACCACAAGCGGCGCUGGCGCCAAAAUUGGUACAUAGCCAUAUGACGAACAAAGCGAGUAAAUUCUAUUCAAAUGUUCAAUCAGAGGCUUCAGCAUCAAUAGUAUCGUAUCCGUCGGACUCUCCUACGCCGGUAUAUGAACAACAUGUUAGCCCUACGUCUAGUUCCGCAUAUAUUAGAUCUUAUAAAAAUGACACUCCCAUGACAGCCGAAGAAAUACAAGCAACAUAUUUGCAACCAGACCCUCAGCUUUAUCAGAGUAUGUACGAAAAUUUAGCCGAUAGCGGUCAAUGGAGUUAUGUCACGCAAACUACAACACCAGCUGUUGUGCAAUCUACGCAGGCAAAUAAUUUUUAUGAACAAAUGAUGCAGGUUCAAUAUACGCAAGGCACUGCUUUACAAAACCAACCAACAUAUACUGCUGGUUACCAAUAUCAGUCAAAUGCUCCGCAAUAUCAAAUGAUAACUGGUUAUUAUCAGGCUAUUCCUGCUCAAGCGCAAACACAAAUCUAUGCACCUGCUGAGUCUACGCCUAUGUAUUACAGUCCAGAAACAUCGCAGACCUACAACCAGCAGUACCAAGACGAAACAAAUGUAAACCUUUACGAAGAUGAAGAUACUACUGAAAAAUCUCAACGAGCAAAUAUUCAAACCGUUUAUGAGGUCAGUGCAGGUUCUAGUGAAAAGUCUUUAGAUAUGACAACGACCGUAUUAGCAACUAGUGCCCCAUCAACACCUUCUCUGGUGCAGCAAAUCCAGGAUCAGACUGAAUCUAUGACGUUGUAUGAGCCUCAAGAAAUUGCAGUGGAAGAACCUGUAACGGAUAUAACAUUUGGUCAGUUCGAUGUCAAUGAAAUUGAAAGCAUACCGGUUGAAAACUCACCAAUACAUUGUGAAAAUGAUGUUCUUGAUACUUAUGAAACGACAUCUGAAAGAGACAAAGAAGACGACAAUAAUUUAUACCUGCAAGAAGAAACGAUAUGUGUGGGCGAAAGUGUAGAACAAGCUCAAAUUACUGAACAGAAAGAAGGCCAGAUUGCCGGUAGUACAUAUGCCGAAGUCUUGUUUGGCUUGAAGAAUGAUAAACAUUUCCAGCCAUCCAGUCAAAAGAUACACGUAAACGUUACCACUUCAUCCCCCUUAAAUCACAAGAUCAAAAUUGAAACGAUUUCAUCAACGACCGCAAUAACGACUAGUAAUAAACAGCGAUUCAAGUCUCCCGCUACUGAGCACCACAAAACAGUUUCGCGCAGAGACGACCAAAUAAAGUCAUCUAGAUCGCAGACCGGAGACAAACGAAAACCCAUAAGAGAGGAAAAGGUUGCUUUUGAACAGCAAAAAGAUUCAAUUGUUUAUGGAGAGACCUCAGUGGAAUCACAUACUCCAAUAUUGUCCGCUGCGGAAACAAUUGAUAAGCAGCCAGCCACGAAAAUCAAGCAGACUAAAGCAAAGAAAUCAAAAAAGGCAAAGGAUCCCCUGGAGAGAAAUUGUCUUGAAGAUUUUCUAAAUAAUGAGAAACAAUUUUCAAGCGCCUCAUUUACAAAAUCUGAUAAAAAAUUCGAAAAGAAAGAGAAGAAAGAACUAAGAAAACGCAAAUCAAGCGAAGCAAUUGAAGAUAAUCCUUUAAAGAAAUUAGAAAAAACUGAUGAAAUUGAAGGAAAAAUUUACCAGGAGGAAACACUAGCAACAACUACAUUGAAAAAAGACAAAAAAGAUAAGAAAAAGACGCAAAACGAAGAAAGUACUUCUCCAGUAAUAAAAUCUAUUAAAGAAGAGCAGAAUGCUUUCGUACCUGAUCUUGACCAAACUGGUGGUGACACAUUGAAAGCAGAAAAUUCAUCUAAAAGAUCCAAGAGCAAAGCCAAGCAAAAAAUACGUUCCAAGCCCAGCAAUGAGAGCACAGAAAAAUUAUUAGCUACUGAUGAAAUAAUUCCACAACGUAUUGUGCUUGAAGAAUUGAAAAAAGUAAGAGAUGGUGAAGAUAAUACCGCUUCUUUGUCUGGCGAAAAGACAAACGAAUUGUUAAUUGGAAACGAAAAAUCAAAGAAACGCUCUUUGAAGGAUAAAUCUACCGACAAUACUUUAGUCGCCCUUGAUCAACAACAUAACGAGGCUAAGACUGAUUUACUUCAUUUUAUUGAAGUGGAAAAGCCAACGGUGAAAACAAUUCUGAACAAAAAAGAAAAAGUUAAGUCAAAAAAGAUGGUCGGUGGUGACGUAGCGAAGUCAGUAGAGAAUGACGUCAAGAAAGUUAAGAGAAAAGCUAAGCAAAAAAUGGAUGCCGCGCUCACCAGGGAGGUGGAGGAAGAAAUUAUAAUUGUUGAAAGAACGAAUCCUGCAAUAUCUUCGAAUGAAGUUCCUGAAAUAGUGGCCUCCCGUCAAAAUUUUGAAAAUGAAUGGCUUUCUUAUCUCGAUGGAAACGAUAGGACAGAGCAGGAAAUAAUGAUUAGUGAAAUAUCUGAAGACUUAGACGCCAAGAAUGACUUUAAAAAUGUACAGGCUUCUUUGUGUGAGGGAAUUAUUUUAGGUGAGAGUGAGAAAACAGCGAAUGUAAUACAGGAAGAUGAAAGGACCACCAGAAGGUUGAGCCAAGAAAGUCCGAAGAAAAGUUUCUCACCUCCUUUAGGUAAACCGCCUAAACAUUCUUCAGUCGCUUCUAUCUUCGCUGAAGUAACAGAAAAUUUACGUGAGCCCAUAGGAAAAGUAAAAGAUAUAUAUGUUUCACGUGAGCGAAAGCUGACAGAUCAGGUGAGCGAGUCCAAGACUUUUGAACCAGCCAAAGAUCAUCUAAUUACCACGGAAAUAAGGAGAGUUCCCUUUGAUGAGUCCAAUCAACUGCAAAAUCAACUAUUUGCAGCACCGUUAGCAGAGUUUGCAAGCACACCAACUGUCUUACAAACACAUGAUGGGGAAGAUCUUGGUACAAUUGUAUACGAAGAAAUACUGAUUAUAACAUGCACCAAAAUCUUGGAAAAAGUCGUGACUUUCGGUUCUAUACUUAACACAAUUACUAAAACUUCUACCGUUACCAGAAGAACAGUAAAAAGUUUCAUUAACGGUAGCGAGCAAAUUUUGGAUGAAAGCGUUGAUGAAAGCGCUCCUCAUGAAUAUGUUACCACUGAAAAACUAGAUUCUACCGCACAUCCAGGUGGUAUUAUAACGAAAACGGUAACAACUACUACAAGAAGAACGAUUAAACGCAGAACAGAGAGUGGCAAAGAAAUAACAGAAGUAUUCAUAAACGAGGAACCUCAAGCUAUUACCGAUUUCAACAAGGAAAUAACAUGUGAGACUCGCCAAGAACAAAUGAAACCAGCACAGAGAGAAUUCGAAGACUCAGUCAAAGGAAGUGCUUCGACAGAUACGCAACAGGAAGCGAAGCGGAAUGAAAAAUUAUUUGACGAAGAAACUACAGAAAGUAUUAAAAAACAUAUUGCUCCAAAAUCUCUAUCAGAAGAGUCCCCAGAAUUGAACAAACAGCUGGAUGAAAUAUUCUCCGAUUCGAAUUUUGUUAAAGUCAAAACUUCUCGCACCCUUGAAAUAAUGCCCAAUUGUACUGCUGAACUCGUUACAGGCGACAAGGAUGACGGAGUAAUUGAGGAAUUAGCUGCUUUAGAAUCUCAAGUCGCUCAAAAAUUAAACCAAUCUAUCGACCCUAGUGAAGCUAAUAGUGCUACCCUACAAGUAUUACGUGGUGGUACAAUUUCUCGAACUCUAACAACUUUAACGAAACGUCUACUGAUUCGCGUCAAUGAACGCGGAGAAGAAGUCAUUGAAGAAAUAAUAGAUGAUGAACCGCAAAUUGUGCAAGAUAUAACAGAACUACCAAGCGAGACAACACUUGUACACCCAGGUGACUUUGAUGCGAAUUUAACGUCUUCCCAAGUCAUUCGUGGUGCUACCAUUACUCGUACCUUGACGACCACAACUAAACAUAUUACUAAGCGUAUUAAUGAAAAAGGCGAAGAAGUAGUGGAAGAAGUAUACGCCGAUGAACCGUUGGUUCAGGAACAAGUAGACCAAGUACCCAUGGAGACUAGUGAAUUUUAUUCCACUCCACUAAAUAAUGCUGAUUUGAAUACAACUUCCCGAAUUAUACAGGGAGGUACUAUAACUCGAACUUUGACCACCACUACGAAACAUGUUGUCAAGUACAUAGAUGAAGAUGGACAAGAAAUCGUUGAAGAAAUAGGCGCCGAUGAACCUGUUAUUAGCCAAGAAAUCACUAUAUUGCCUUCCAUCUCACAAAUUAGUUCAGAGAAAGAGGCUGAAACUUCUGCUGUAGAAUUGGGACGAAGAGGUGCCAUAACGAAGACUUUAACAACAAUAACCAAGCGUAUAGUAAAGCGCAUUAACGAACAAGGAGAAGAAAUUAUUGAAGAAGUUGUAGGCGAAAAACCUGUCACCACUCAAGAAGUUACAGCGGUGCCUGUGGAAGCAGAAGUCUCUGAUAAAGCUUUGAGUGAAAGCGGCAUAACUAAAACCGUAACUACUAUUACUAAACGCAUUAUGAAACGCAGCGACGGAAAGGGCGAUAUUGAUGAAGCAACCGGUGAGCAAACUGAAUGCGUCGAGGAACCCGAUAAAUUAUAUUACUGUCCACUGCAACCUUACGAUGAUGUCAAGGAAGAAGACUCUCAUCAAACCGAAUAUACCAAAGAACCAACUUCAUUUGAAAAUAAUGACGAACUGCUUAAGUCGCCACCUGUGGAAAAAAUUACAGAGCCCCUGACUGUAACAAGUGCAACCAUGUCAAGUCCAACGAAGGAAGUGAACGAUGGUGAAGUAGUUAAAACAACCACUAUUAAAACUACAAAGGUAGUGAAGAAAAUCACGCAAGAUGAAAAAUCGGAUAAUGAAAAGGAAUUAAAAGCAAUCGAAGAUCCAAUUGCUUUAGAGGUAUCGAAAGAAGUAAGUGACGACAUUGCUUCGCAACGUCAAUUAGAAAUCCCAUCGAAAGAUGAAGAUAUAUCUCUACAAGAGCGUAUUGCUCAAUUGCCCGAGAAACAUGUCAAUGAGCCUAUAGGAGAAAGUGUUUUGAAAAAGGCCAUAAUACGCACUACCAAAAUUGUUAAGAAGAUAAGUCAAAAAAGCGACAGCGCAAUAGUUUCUGCUGCGCAAGCUCCGCCAAACCUUCACGCGGUUAGCUCAGCUGACACGGCAAUGGAAGAUAGAGAAUCUGAAAAUGAUAGUAAGGAGACAGGUGUGGUCAAAACUACAACUGUACGCACUACCAAAAUUGUUAAGCGAAAACCUCAGAUUAGCGAAAUUGCAGAAGACACAGCCGUUGGCUAUACAGAUAAUAUUAUAAUGGAUCAAGAACCGUCAUCUGCAAUUACUGAAGAGCCCAAAGAAGUAGUUUCCAUGGCCAAUCAAGUAGACGGGACUAUUAUGAAGACAACCACUAUACGUACCAUGAAAAUAGUUAAAAAGGUUCCGCAAGAUGACGACGUUAUUCCGGAAGAAACAAAUAAGCUGAUACCGGUGCCAAGUAUAGCAACGCAACAAACGUUCACUAACGAACCAGAAACUAACACAAAAUCUACUAUAGAACCAUCACUUCCUAUUGAAGGUAGUAAUUUGAAGGGUGUAGAAUUGACAAAUGUAGAAGGUACUUUAACGAAGUCUGAUCUAGAAACUAUGACAACCACUUCUUUGACAAAUACCAAAACCGUUCAAAAUCAAGAAAAUAUAGAACAAGAACAUAACAUGAAUUAUCGUAGCAUCUGUCAAUCUGGACCGUUGCACAAAAUAGAGCUUAUUACACAUAAAGAAAAAUUCAAGACACCCGUUGUCAAAAUACAUUUAGAAUUUCCCGAAGUAAGUCUACAAGUAACGGAAACCAUUACAAAGAGUUUGAAGACCCCUGAGAGAAUCAGCAGUACGGUUGAGCAGGCAUUAGAAAAUGAGCAAAAAACAGAACUCGGUAUUAAUAAUCGUGAAGAAAUUAUUGAGAACUUAGAGGAAGCAACAGUCGAAAGGAAAUCUGUAGAAAAUGCUAGAGAAAUUGAAAAUGAAGUUUUGAGUACAAGCGAUAUGACACCUGAGGACCAAGAAUUGUUUGAAGAAAUUCAAAGAAAAUUAAGUAAGAAGGAUAAAAAGAAACGUCCCGCUAUACCGGAAGAAUUCCUUAAAGUCGAAUCUUAUAAAGAAUCUUUAUCAAAGUCACCAUUACCUUUUGUCCAAACAACAAACAAUUUAAUCGCUGAAAUGCAAAGUGUUGAAAGGACGAUUGCUACACCUUCACCUUCUAUAACAAAAUCAGGUCCCCAAAACCAAGAAGAAGAGCAAGUUGACACUCGUAUUCUUACUAAUGAAAUUGUUAAUACUAAGCAAAUUGAGCCUGUUAAAUUUUCGGAUGUCAUGGUUAGCGCAAUAAGCGAACUACAAACAUCUGGAAAGCCUGCAACUAACUUGAUUAACUUGUGUCCCUCUGCUUCAUAUUUUGAAAUUCCCAAAUAUUAUUUGCCACAAUUAUUCAUAGUCGAACGCAAUUAUCACAUAUUAAAAAAUCUUAGCACAAGUGCAAUAGAAACCCAAAUUGAAGAUACAGCAAUACCGUCGACAAUAGCCGCAGCAACGGAAGCACAGCCGCAUGUUAGAAGCUCUUCAGAAGAGACUUGUUAUAAUUUUGAAAUUCCAAAAUAUGAUUCAAAGGACAUCAGUAGGGCCGAAAAUGAAAUGAUAUCUCUCUUUUCGUCAAGCGAAAGUGAAACUGAGAGUGUGUCUGAAAAAAGAGAAGAACAGAAUAAGCAAGUUGUUCCUGACAAACCAUAUUCGGCACCUCUACAACCGUUCAAGGAAAUUAAAAGUUCACCUAGACCCGACAAGGAUUACGAUAACCUAGAAGUUUCAUUGCAAACUGAUAUUGAAAUGGUGCUUGUUGAGCUUGAAGACAAUCUCGAGAAAAUUCCAGAUGAUAGUUACUACAACUUUGAGACGCCAAAGUAUGAUUCAAUCGCUUUAAACAAAGCUGAAAACGAAAUGGCAACUAACUUAGAGUCCGCUCAAGACAUAUCAGAAUCCAAGCCGGCCGUCUCACUAAGCGAAAAACCAACUUCGCUUAGAAACGAUUGUGCAGAAAGCAGCAUUGCCAUAGCGAAGGAAGAAAUCAUGAUUCCAGACAAAGAACUAAAAGAAGAGCAUUUAAUGACAAACGAGCUUUCCUCUCCAUCGCUUCAACCAUCUAAAUUACACACAGUCGUUUCGAAAACAGUGCAAGAAAUCGACGUGCCUUUACGCGACACGCCACAGUUUAAUUCCAUUGCGCGUCAAAACUUAAAUAAAGAAAAAUCGAAUGCUCAAAGUGAAAUAACAGAUCUAAUCGAGAAUAGGUCGAAGCCACUUCAAGUUCAGAAAAGAGAAUUUGAUGGAACCACCGAUCAUUAUAAAUUUGAAUUUCCCAAGUAUAAUACGUUUGCCUUACAACAAGCUGAAGGAGAAUUUGUUAAGCUGAACUAUCUCGAAAAAGCUAAUAACAAUCUAAACGAAAGACCAAGUCCCCUCGAACAAGUAGUUAACAUUGCAGGGAGAGAAAAGUUGGAAGUGGAGCAAUCUACUUCAGAAAAGCCUCACGAUACUAUACAAAGAUUAGCUCUGCAAGAAAUUAACGUCAUUAAUAAGCAGGUAGAAGUGAUAGAAAUUUUAAAACAGGAGGAUACAGAAAAUUAUAUAAAUUUUGAAAUACCGAAAUACGAUAUAAAGGCGUUCGAAAGAUUAGAGAACAAAAUAUCCUCCACAUUGCAGCAAAUUGAAAAUAAAGCAACCAAAAUAGUCCAAGAAGAAAACGAGCAUCAAAUCGAUAUGAUUCCGGAGAAACUCGCCAUUGUGCCUAAGACCUCCACGACAAUAGAGAAAGUUGUGUUAGAUAAUAAUCAUUUCAAUUUUGACAUACCAAAAUAUAACCGAUUUGUUCUGAACAGAGCUGAAAAAGAGUUGUAUCUCAAUCAGUCUCGCGAUUUUGAUCUUACAAAACGCCCUACUACAGAUAUGCCAAAUUGGAGACAUCUAGUUGAGGAAACGAGAGAAAAACAAUCACUCAGCGAUAUGUGUUCAAUCGAUGCAGGAAUACGGGAGGAGGGAAUCUUACAGGAAUAUCCAUCAAAAAUAGAUAAAGAAAUACCUCCACAAUCUAGUGAGACAUUUGUUACUUCUGAUCGCUCAUCAGCAGAUGAAUUGCAACACCAAGAACAACAUCUCGAAAAUGUCAUUUACGAUACCAAAAGAAAGAUAGAACUUAGUGCAGCGUCAAUACAAACAAGUGAGACUUUCUUAACCACUCAGCAAAUCGAAGAGAUUCAUGAAAGUGGGGAGCCGAACGAGGCUGUUAACGAAUUAAGUAUGAAAAACAAGGAAAAACCGUCGAAAUCUUUCUACGCUGGUUUGCCUAUUGAUGAAACUACCAGCGCUUGGAUGGAAGUGUUUGAUGAACCUAUGGUAUUUUCAGAUGAAGACAUGGACGAACCAGAACCAUGUGCAAUACCUUUGGAACAACGUGUUGCAUUGGAGGAGGUAUCCAGUUUGAUUGGAAAAGAUGAAGAAAAUAAUUUCGCUGUGACAGACCAAACCCCGUAUAAAAAGGCUCAGUCCACAACCGAGCAAAUUUCAAAAGAAUCAUCGGAAACGGAUACAACUUACGCAAUGUUCACGGAUUUACCAGUGAAUGAUUCGGCGCAACCACGAUCGUGGACUGAAGCGUCUAGUGAUACGUCGAUUUUGUCAAGAAAUCACUCGCAAAUGCAAGAUGAGAAAGCCGUUAUUGAUACUUGGUCUAGUGUAUUAGAAGAUUCUGUCCCUAGUAUUGCCACCAUAGCAUUAGGAUCGAAAUUGUCACCAAACGCUCCUGAAUUCAUGCCUUCACACAUGCGGCCUUCUCAUUUGGAUCAAACUAAUACUUUUCUAGCAAAUGAAAAGUAUUAUAAUGAGUUCGUACCUAAAAGCAAACAAUCUAAAGACGGAGACUUGAAACAGAAACAGUUAAGCGAAUUCAAAAAACGUCAGAAAUCUUCAAAACGCUUACAAACUUCCAAAAAUGUAAAAUCUGAUGAAGAAGGAAAUGUUUUAGACUCAAGCGAAAUUGUUGAAGAACCAGACAAGACGUGUAAGCUGCCUGAAUCAAUGAAAACUGAACAGGCUCCAGGCAGUGCUGAAGACCAGGAGAAAUCGAGUGGAAACACUUAUGCUUACGUUGUACAAAAUAAAAUAGAGCGAGAACGGGAAACAUUGCCCUUCCACGACACAAUUAUUGUUACUGACAGUUUUGGGGUUUCCAGCAGUCAAGGAAACGGCAAUAUCCAAAAACAAAAACCAGCAGAUGUAUGUCACGACAAGUCUGAGCAAGACACGGUGACAUGUAAGAAAACAUCUCCGAAUGAAGAGAUCUCUACGAUAGGUUCCGAUAAAUCUGAGCCGCAAACCACUGAUAAGGAUACUGAACAAUCACUGCAAUGUACUGAAGAACCUGCAGCAAGAUUUUCAUGGGCAUCUUUGGUUCAGAAGCCUGGAGAAUGGAUUGAUAAUACUUUGACAAAAACUAAGUCUAAACUUGUCGCAACAGAAAAGAGAAGUCCUUCAGAUUCCAAAGCAAAAAAGAAGGAAAAGAAAUCUAAAGAGAAAAAAUCUGAAAAACCCGUUAGUCCUGAAAAAUCUCGCUCUCCUGAGAAAAUGCCUGUUUUAACGUCGACAACCUCGGAAGAAGAGGACCAUGCAGAUGAAAAAGGGACAAUAGCUGCGGAGCAAUGCAAAAAAGAAGAGUUAUUAAAAACUUCAGAAGAUACCAAGUCAACUUCAAGUUGGGCAGCUUUAGUAAAACGUCCAGGAGAGUGGACAGAUGAAGUUGCAUCCCGAGCAAAAUCACCGAAAGAAUUAGUAACUCCAAAAGUUACAGAGGAAAAUAAAGAAUACAAACCGAACGUAAAUAAGAAAAGAUUAAAUUCUAAAACUGAUCAGCCGAAACAACAGCCAAAAGACGUGAGUGCAGUUGAUAAAGAGAAAAGUCAUUCUGGAAACCUUAAACUUCAAACAGAAUCUCAAACUUUAUUAUCCGCUAAUUCAAGAGACCCCAAACAAUCAAUUAAAGAGACAGGAGAUGGUAGCCGUCCGAAGGUUGCUGACGACCCACACGUUGACACAGACGUUAAUGACUUUUCAUGGGCAUCAUUGGUUAAGAAACCGGGGGUGUGGAUCGAUGACUUAGUUUCCCGUAAAAAGUCGCCAGUUCAUCUUCCAGCUGAUAUCAAAGGUGAAAAAUCCUUGAUUUCAACUAAGCAUUCUGUUCAAAGAAAACUCAGGCCGCAAAGAAAACAGGAAAAAGAAGCAAAUAUUGAGGAGUUUUCACUAAAAAUGGAUCAAACAUUUGAUUCUUCUUCGCAACCAAAAACAGUUGAACAGACUGCCGUGGACAUCAAGGAAGAUGUGCAAGAAGACUGUAAGCCAUUAACUUGGGCCAAAAUUGCCAGUCAAAUUGAUUACAUGACUGAUACCGUGAAAAUCAAGCCGCCUAAGGAGAUGAAAAUACCAUUAAUUGAACCUAACACCCCGUCUCCUAAAAUCAAGAAGAAGAAAGAUACUCCUAAAAUAAAAGCUGCACUUGAGAAAGAGCAACCUGAGGAACAAGAAGAACGUUUGUCUAGUAUUUCUAGUACUUUUUCACGUAAAUUUACAGCUGACUUCAUACAAGCAGAAAGAAAUUAUCAAUUGCCAAGCACGUUUGUUAACAUAAAUAAAACUACGCCUGCGUCCAAGGACGAAGAAAGCAAAUUUUCUUCUUGGGCUGAAAUUGUUGAUGAACCAAUUGAAACAAUGUCGUGGAAAGAUAUUGUUGAUGAAGAAUAUGGUGAUGAAGAGGAAGUUGAAAUACUACUACCAGAAGCUGGCAUGCAAAUAACAUCAGAAACACCUUCCCCCGGCACUGUUACAAGUGAAAUCUCGAAGACAGAAAAGACUUCAUGCGAUGCACAGACAGAUUUGGUUGAUAACAGGAACCAAAAUGCCGCUGCCACCAUAAUAGAAGAGAUGGAUCUUCACAAGAAGAGUAUCACUGAAAGUGUUCCAGACCACUCUGGUCUUUUGGAUGAAACUUCACUUCUGUCACUCAAAGAAAUGGAACAAAAAAAACAAGUCGAAAAACAGGAGCUUGUUUUGAAAAAGUAUUUAAAAAUUGUGGCAGAAAGUUCGGAAGGUUGUAAUACUGCUCUAACCGACCAAGGUUAUAUUCAGGAUCGGGCAGUUGAACAAUCGCUGAAGUCAUCUAAAGUCGAUCAGAUGGAAGAUAUUAUUCUAAUACAAAACGAUGAACAAGCAUUUUCGGCGCAUCCGAAACCAAUUCUCCAAAAUAUUGCUAACAUUGGUGAAAAACCGCAAUGCGACUCGGAUAACAAAACGAGUACUGAACCUAUCAUUACUGAGGAACUAAUGUCGGGAUGUUUGCCUGAAGAGACUGUACCUGAAUUAUUACGAACAUGUUCAACUGAAGAACAAAACAAAGAAAAUUUACCAAAAGACGUAGACGAAAAUAUAUCAGCGAUUCAAUCUAACAGUCGGUCUGAGGAUUUGAUUAUCACCCGCCAAGAACAAGUUGAGGAAAAAUCGGUAGAAACAGAAUUAGCCGACAAGCGUUCUGACACUGAAUUACAAAUUGAGUCUGCGAUCGCUUGGAGCAAUAUUAUGAAUGCACCUUUAGCAUACACAAAUAUCGGAGAGCAACAUCCAAUGUUACAAGGAGUUGUGCGAACUGAAACCGAAGUUAACAGUUCUGAAACCAUACUUUCUGACGUAGAAACUUUUAUUCUUGAUCCGAUCGUCUCAGACAUUGCAAAGGAAAAGUUAGAAGGAGGGAGAAAUAUCCCAUAUGCUGGAUUGCCCAUUGAUGAGUCUUCAAAUGCCUGGAUGAAUAUAGACGAAUCGAUGGCAUUUUCCGAUGAUGAGGACAUCGACAACAAAGAUCUUCAAAAUCAAGAGUUGCUGGAAGUAUAUAGCCCUGAACCCAUUACCGCAAAAAUAAUUGGAUCGGAAAGUGUUAUUAAAGGAGAGAAUAAGCCUUCAUGUGUUACGUUGCCAGAACAAAAAGUUAUUGUAGAAUUUUCGGAAGAAACAAAUAAACCACCUUCUGCCUAUGCUGAAAUGUCAGUAAAUGAAUCUACGAUCGCAAAUAUUCCUGACGAAUCUAUGAUUUUUUCGGAUAAAGACGAACAGAAGGAUGCACAGCUAGAACUAAAUGAAGGAAACCAAGGUGAAAAGAAAAUAAUUGAAGGAGAUUCCAUUGGAGAAGAAGAAAUUAUUGCAGAUUUUCCCCGUCAACAUAUAAUAACGUUCGAAGAACAAACCAAAUCAGAUUACGCCGGCUUACCACUUGAUGAAUCUUCUAAUGCCUGGAUUAGUGUUCUAGAUGAGCCAAUAAAUUUCUCUGACGAUGAAAGUGAAGAAAUCGAAGAGCCAAAAUCCUCAGAGAAUACAGAAAAACAUGUUUAUGACUAUAAAGUUGAAAAGCCUUAUCAAACUCAACUACAACCAAUUGGUACAACGGUCAAAACUGUAGACGACAACGAAGAAAUGUCUGACGCUGCUAAUAUCAACACGAGUUGUCAGGCAUGGACACCUGUCGCGGUAGUUAAUGCAACUUUGUCAACGCCGAAUACCUUCGAAAAAAAUCAAGAAACUGACAUUGAAAUAGUAACAGAAGAUAAUUAUCCACUUACAAGCGAAACUGAUAAAUUGUCUUCUAGUCAGGAUUCUCCGGCGGGCGGUGUUCCCAUUCUAAGCGCCUUCGAAUUGCCACAACUCGAUGUGCCUUGGCGGGAAAUUACCAAAGUAGAAGCCGGGGUAGAAUUUGGUCCAUCUCAGAAAGAACUGUUUUGCCAGAGAUCUAAUAAAACGUACGCCAGUUAUGCUGAUAUUUUGAAACAGACUACAGCAUUCAUCGAUUUGGAAAAAAAUGAUACUCCAAAGGCAGAAACCUUAGAAAAACAAGGAGAACCUCAAAGUGUUGAAAAAGAAAUUCAUCAAACAGACGAUAUUCUGGCGGAAUUGGAGGAAAUGAUGAAUGGUAAAAAGAAGAAACCAAAAAAAGUGAAAAGAUCGAUGUCAGAAGUGACAAAGAGUGAAAAAAUAACAGAACAAAUGGAAUCUAAAGCGGAAGAUAUUUGUUCAUCUUCAGCUGCUCCUAGUUUAAAAAAGAAAAGAAAGAAGAAGUUGAAAAAACAAGAACAACCAGCAAAAGAAAGCGAUUUCAAGGAAUGCGCCGCUUCAAUAGAAAUCACGUGCACUGGACAAACAGCUACCACAGGCACAAUGUCAUGGUCUGAUAUCGUCAGCCAAAAAGUUGAAGAUUUUAUAAUUAGUGAUCAACACGAUGUCUCAGCAAAAGAAAAAUUUGAAAAACAUAGUGAUAAAAACCUCCCUGUGGCACGAAUGGAUAAGAAAAGUGAAGAAACUAUCACUUCAUCUAAAAACAAAAAGUCGAAAACGCGACGAACCAAAAAGAACAUGCUUGAAGAGACAUUUAAAUUGUCUGAUAUAACACAAUCGCAAUUUGAGCGUUCGCCAGAGUACGCACCUAAGAAAGAGUUUUCGGAAAAUAUAAGUCUCGAGAAAUCUUGGGCUGUUCUUACGGAUGAGGAGCAGUACAAUGAAGAAGUUCCUUCCAAUACUGAAAAUCAGUUAACUUCCACUACUUAUGACGCAAUAAAUGCGGGAGCAGAGCAAGCUAAGGAUACUUCAUGGUCAGAUGUGUUGAGGAAAGAUAAUUGUAAAAUUUCUCCAGAAGCUGUAGCCAAACAAACUUUUGCUUUUAUAAAAGCGGAGAUCAAACAAUCAGCUAACAGUUCGAACAUGCAGAAAGUAAAUGAAAAAUCGCCGGAAUCAUCACAUUCGGAGAAAACUGAAAGAUCUUGCGAUGAUAAAACUUUUAAGCAGUCGGGGAGCUUAGCGUUAACAAGUGAUGGAGCAGAGGGUGAAUCGGAUGAGAUUGUAAAGCCAGUGGAAAUGGUAGAAAUGGCCAAAGAAUUUGAUAGAUGCGAAUAUGUGGACUUUGAUGGGCGCAAAAAUGUUAUGAAGGUUGCUCCUGAGGCUUCACAAAAGUAUACGGAAACUAUGACUUUUGACCGAUCGGAAAAUGAAUCAGUUAUUAAAAAAUGGUCUGACAUAGUCUUAGAAGAGGAUAUGGAAGCGUCGGAUAAAGGUAAACUCUCAGAAGCAGAAAUUUCGAUCACACCAAUGCAACCUUUAAACAGCUUAGAAAUCUUAGAACCCGAAAAUGAAACUUCGUUCCGAACCGAGGAGAAAGACAAGCAAAAAAUGAAGACAAUUGAGAUGGAAAUUGAAAAAACAGUAUCAGAAAUUUCUGAUUUAAGCCAUUCAUUUGGUAAUACUGAAAGAAAAGAAGAAGAAACUUUUAUUACAGAAUGUGAAGAUGCUGAUCUGACGCUGGCGAUUUGUAAAAAGAGCACAAGUUUACCUGUACCUAAUAUUAAGUCGUGGUCAGAUGUACUGAAAGAGAAUAUUGAAAAGCCAUUUGCUUCCUCUGCUGCCCCACAACUUGUUGACAUGAAACAAAAAACUAUUGAUUUUGUUCAGCAAGAGCAAGCACUGUUGAAAGCAAGCAUGAAAAAUGACAAUACUAGAACGCCGAAGCAAUUACAAGAUGCCCGUUUUCAUGAAGAAGAGCACUUGUCUCACUUGCGGCCUGCACCCGUUAAAAGUCCUUCCUUAAGCCGCGAAACUUCAGAAGAAUCUAUGCAUUCUCCAUCUAUCCCUGCUUUUAAGAAAGACGACAUUGAAAAGAUAGCAACAAUUUCGGAAAAAUUGUCUGCAACAGAUGCGAAAGAUCAACGCGAUGCAAAGAAAAAGCAGACGAAGCGUAAGAAGCAGCGAAGUAAGUCACCUAUUGAAGAGAAGCAAGGAUUAGAUGCAAUUAAUGAAACAAACAGAAAUCUCACAGAUGCACCUAAGAUCGAGGCUGUUAAAUUUGAAUUGCCAGUACCGGCACUGUCUCUAAUGUCUUGGUCUGCGAUAUUAAGAAACAACAUGCCCUCAAAUCAAGAUGAAAAGAAAUUACAAGAAACCACUGAUGGUAAGCAAAAAACGCUCGAAUUCAUUGAAAACGAAGCAAUCUCCGUUGAAGUUGACGCAAUACAAGAUGAGAACGUCGAAAAUGUGGAACUCGAAAAGUCUAAUGAAUUCGCUACUAAUAAUAUAGGUAUGGAGAAAAUUCUAGAAUUCGAAAACUUGCAAUGCUCGGAUGAUAUCAAUAAAUCGAACAUCUAUCUCGAAGUUACAGGCAAAAUACCAGAGUCAACGACCGCGAACUUGCCUGAAAAAAAGAAAAAGAAAUCUAAAAAAGUUCGAACCGGUAAGCUUGCAAAAGACGAAGAAGUUGAAGCUGGUGCAAUGUCUCUUCCCAAGAAAGCGUUGGAUAUAUCUGAUACAAUAUCGACUUCGCAGCCGUCUUCAUGGUCCUUGUCUGAGACUUACGCCGAAGUGGUGAAAAAAUCUGGUAUGUCUGAUAGUAGGGGUAAAGCACCUUAUGUAGCAGAUGACGCUGCAAGGUCUCCAUCGCCAGAAAUAGUCGAGAUCGCUGCGAAAACUAGUUACGAGGAAGGAUUUGCAGGUGAACUAAAAGAAACCCCGAGAGUCUUGGAGGAAAGUGAUUAUGAAACUAUUAACGAAAGCACGACAACCCCAGAAGAAAUAAAAUUACCUUAUGUGUAUGUACCGAAAGGCUCUUUUGGAAUCGAAGACACCUUAAGUACGCAAGAGUCGUCAAUAUCGUGGAAAGAUCUGGUUGAUUCAGAUAUAGAAUGCGAUACUGCGGACCAGUAUGUGCCAUUGAAUGUAAGCCGCGUAGGAUUGGAAUCUGCCACUGCGAAAGACGAAGGUGUACAGAAUAUUCCCUCUAUUACUUCAACAACAAUUUCCUGUCAGGAAAACAAAACAAAUUCUGUAUUAACUCAAUGGCAAUUUAUAAGUUCGCGAUCGCGUUCCAAUUCUCCACGUUCAAGAUCUCGUUCUAAUCAAUCCCGUAAACAAAAGAAAUUAGAAAGAAGCAAGUUGCAAACAGAGCUGAGCGAAUCGUCAAGUAAUGGACCGCAUAAAAAGAUUGAUUUGCUAAAUUCACGGACUGUUGAAGUUGGUUGGUCCUCUACUGAUACUGAUGAUUUAAAUAAAGACGAACGCUUUAGAGAAGAGCAUGUUAAGAACGUAAAACUUGAUGCUACUGAAAUUACGGUAAGUGGACCUCUCCCCAUGAGCACUACAAAUGCAGCACAGGUUAGCAUAUCUUGGGCUGCAAUUGCUGCUCAAAAUGUUCCACAGCCUGCGCAAAAGAUACGUGUUCUUAAUGAAACAGAAUGCGCAUUAUAUCCGGAUAAAGUGGUUGACGAUGCAGGAGAACUUAAAUCAUUGGUGCCAAUUAAUUUAGAAGUAGAGAGGAAAGAAAAGAAACCCAAACACAAAUCUAAGAGAAAAUCAGUUGAACUCGAAUCCUCAUAUAAAAACAUCAGCGAAGAGGCUGUAAAAGAUUUCAAACCGAUAGUUUCCGGGGUACGAAUCUCAGGCGAAGAACUGCCAAUGCUGAAUGUUACAGUUACUCCGUUAGUAGCAAGCGAAAAGGCGGCAUCAGCAAAGAAGAUUCCAGUCGAAGCAAGCGGCAUUCCGACUGUCGUAGAAAAUUCUCCUAUUGUCGUUGCCGAAGACUUUGCCUCUGUAAUAUCCCCAUCGGUAGGUUUUGGAGAAACCGUUGCUCAAAUGCCGAAAACAAUGCAACUAUCAAUAAGUGACAACCAAGAAACACGGGACACUACUUCAUCUGAACAGGAAACAAUGCACGACAAUGUCGAUAAAAUAGUAAAAAUAACCGAAUCGACAAUAGAAGUUAUUCAGGACAAGCCGCAUAAUAUUGUUUCUCAGUUAAUGGUAGGUGAAGAUACAGCGCAUGCAACGGAGUCUCGUGUCGAGGAAAGCUUUGCUCCUGCGAUGUGUUCAGAGCUGGCUGUUAAAGGAUAUGUUGCUCAAAUACCAGAAACAAUUCAACCAUUAAUAGAAGGCGCAGAGGAAAAACCCACUGGAGAUGUAGUGCCUGCAACGGAAUAUCGCGCCGAGGAAAGCGUAAUUCCGGCUGUCGUAGAAAGUUCUCCUGUUGUCGUUGCCGAAGACUUUGCCUCUGUGAUGUCUUCAUAUGCGGGUGUUGGCGGAAUUAUUGCUCAAAUGCCGGAAAUGAUCCAACCCUCAACAGACGGUAACCAAGAACAACUGGAAAUUACGUUACAUGAGCAGAAAACAAUGCACGGCGAUAUCCACCAAAUUUCAGAAAUAAUGCAAUUGACAACAGAAUCCAAAGAAGGAAAUCUACAUGAAAUUGCAACAAAAGAAAAAGUUUGCGAUUGUAAAGUGGAAACUCAAAGUAACGAAUGUGGGGAGCAAAAUAUUCAAGUUGUAAAGAAAGUAAAACGCGACAAAGACUUGGAAGUUGUAAAUUCAACAUUAAUUCAACAGUUUAUAGAAGCGGAGAGAAAUUCUGUUAUAUGCUCGGUUCCUGCUGCUAUUCCGCGCACAGCAAAAGCAACUUCUAGAGAAGCUGAAGAGCAAAUUGCUGUUCCAAAAAAGUCGUUCUGCUCUAAAGAGUCGUCGCUUGAACGAUCCAUGGCAGCGGAGGGAAAAGUUUCGGUUUGUGAGAUUACUUUGGAAGCGGGACAAGAGAAGCUCAUCCCUAAAAAAGCCGAGGAAUUUGAACUGCCUGAACUUCCAACUACUGACGGUACGACAAAACUUGCAAAGUUUACUUCUGGCACAGUUCCAGUUAUAGAGAAGCGAAAAAUUGUUCAAAAUGAUGAAGUCAGAGGAGAUCUUGCAAAAGACUGCAGUGAAUCUGCAAUAAUAGUUUCAGAUGAAAAAUCCAUCAAUCCAGAACUUGAUGAUCAGUAUAACAAGUAUAACAAGUUGAAUGAAAAUGAGCUAAAGGAACUGAAAUUGGAAGAGUUAAAGCAAAAUUUACGUCAAGAGUUAAGAGAAUAUACGCUUGAUAAGUCCAAAAUAAAUGAACAUGCAAUAGACGAGUCUCGCCCUAAGGCAACGAUCGAUAAAAUUUGUGAUAAUUGUGCUAUUGUUCAAGAACAUUCUUGGGAUAGUAGUACGCAAGAUUUGCUUGCUCAUAAUUUGCAUUUAGAAAGCCAGUCCAACUUGAGACCUUUUCACAGUUUCCAAGAAAGACAAUUAGUCUUAUUAUCUUCCCGCGAAAUCACGGUAUUAGAAGAUCAUAUAGCUUCCCAGAACCAGUCAUCAAAAAUGGUAGAAACUGCUUUAAGAAAUGUAGCUAGUAAUUCAUAUGCACUUGAUGAGCUCCAGCCUAAAGCAACAGUUGCUGAAGCUCUUGCUAAUUGUAUGAUUAUCCAAAUGCAUCCUUCGGAUGAUAUUACGCAAGACUUGCUUGCUCAUAAUUUGCAUUUAGAAAAUCAAUCUGACUUAAAGCCCUCUUAUAGCUCCCAGGAACGACAAUUAGUUUUGUUAUCUUCUUGCGAGCUUAGUGAAUCAAAACAUCGUAUAACUUCUCAGUCCAGUAUAACUUUAAAUCAGCUCCCAAAAAGCGAAGAAAUUGCCUUAAAUGAGAUUGCUAGCGAUGAUGAUAAGUUGUGGCUCAAAAAUUUGGAAAGAGAUGAUUUUAGUAAGCUUGCUUCUGACGAUAGGAAAAAUUUGCUUAAAAGCGAAGUUUCCCUUGCAGUGAUAAGAACAUUGGAAGCAAAAGACGAAGUUACAAAGCGAAUAGAAACAAAUGUUCCGGACGAUUUUAAAACGUCAAAAGUUGUUUCAGAAUCUGGCAAGGAUAUGUUGAAACUAAAUUUGUUUAAGGAUAGUUGGUGUGAGAUCGAAUCUAAAGCAGUUGAAAAAGAGGGGGUUUAUGAACAGCAAAAGGUAAAUGUAAAAGAAUUCAAAGAAGUUAAAUUUAGGAAUUUAGAAGGCAAAGACUAUCAGAGUGACGACGAUGACGACGAUGAUGAUGAUGAUAACGAUGAGGGCGAUAAGCCGAAUAUUUUCUCAGACACACAAAAGUAUCAAGACGAUGAUGACCGGGAUCCAGGUAGCGACAGUAGUGGUUGUGUAACGUCAAGUCCUAAACCUGAUCAACUCACCGGUAGUUAUCAAAGAAGCUGCUCUACACAAUAUAUGUCAACUGAUUUACCAGGUGGAUUAGGUCACUGGCGAGAUCAGAGUACGUAUUUAGCUUUAGAAGAGCACGGCAAAGUCGAAGAGGCCUUAGAGCCAGGUGAGGUUGAAGCUUCGAAAAAACUUGCUGAAAUAGAAUUAACAGCUAUUGCUAUCACCCCGUUAAUUGAGUCCCAAAACUUAAGUUUUCCUGAACCAACUAACAUGUCACAUUCAAUCCCUGAAUCCCAUAUUAAUAACUCGUCAAGUCUCAAUCUUGUAAGUAAUACAACCCCCUUAGCUAGUGUUGCCACUAUUACUACCAAAUUGUCCAAUGGGGUCGUUCAGGCAACAACAGCGAUUCAAGGAACAGCGGCGGUCCAUGAGGCAGUAUCAACAAUGAAAACAUCGGUAGUUGCUAACGUAUUGCCUACUCUAGAAGCAACAAAUGAAACGGCAGAAUCACCUGCGACAGUGGAAACAAUAACAACGACAACAACAAGCACCACAGCUGCAGAAGACGGAUCACAUGUAGUUACUGUACCAGUUGCAAUCUCGACUCAAAGUUUGCCCAUCAAUUGCACUCAAACGACUACUACCACAACUACAGUAACCGAUGAACUAUUACAGCCUAAUAAGGUAAUUACAGCGCAAGAUCCUGCUUUAAUUAGACGCACCACAACCACCACCACAGUAACAACAACAGGUAGAUCUGGCGACGGAUUAGACAAUGAUCAUCAAGUUUUACAACAACGCCAAUCGAUGCAGAAGGAAUUAAUAAAUCAAGAAGUUGAUGAAUUACUGCAAUCGCUAACGACGGUCGAAGGAGCCAUAGCCUAUUUACCGCAAGACAGUUUAGAUGGUAUGCUGCAGGGUUUAAAGUUGAUCCAAGAAAAUCUAGAAUAUCAAGGAAAGGAGGCACAAAGAUUAAAAUCAAUUAGUCAAACUCUACCUACCGAUCCACCUACGGAACGUUUAUUACGCGAGAUUAUCGACCGUAUCGAAUUAUUGUUAAGACGUACGCAGCAAGGCAUUACCAUGAUAGCGGGCGCUGUCCAUGCUCAAAAGAAACGUAAGCAAGAACUUGAAGAAUAUCAGAUGCAUUUAACGCAGAUUGAAUCUUGGAUUCAAGCUGUGGCCGAAGAACUUAAAAGCUUAGAAAUAACGGAAGAAGGUUCAAACGACGAACAUAUACUACGUGGGCAGGUAGAGAGAAGUCAAAAUUUGCUACGUACCCUUAAGGAAAGACAGCAAUCGUUGGAGGACUUGGUAGAUAAAACUAAGCCAUUGUUAACACAUGAAGAUGUAGCUUCACUUGCCAACAAUUUAAUUGAACAACUGCAAUAUGUGAUAACUAUAUUACGUGAACAAAUUACAAUAGCAACAAAAAAAAUUUACACAAUUGAAACAAUUAUUGUGGAUUUAAAAAAAGCUAAACAAGAAGAUGAGCUGCGUAAACGUAUUCAAACUGAAUCACUAAUUAUGCCAACUCAGGCAUCGGUUGAAUCAAAUGCCAGCACAGUCGAUUCGAGUUCCAUGCCCGAAGAGGAAAUUGAACCUGUUAAUUAUGCAGCGGUAGAAACUCAAACUUCUCUCAGCUUAGACAAACAGCAAUCGCCUGCUGAAGCUUAUACAGUUGAGGCCCAAACUAGUUUUCCUUUGAUAGAAUCAAAGCCACCAAAUGUAGAGACGGCUGACAUCGCUAUGCAAACUCAGAAAGAGCGUAAGCCUACAGAAAAUAUUACAGUGACUCAAAUUGUGCAGCAAGGUGAAGAAACGAUUAAAAUUGAAGCAGCGCCUAAUGCAGACAUGUGUGAUCAACCACCAAAUGUUGAAAUUGAAGCAAGAUAUCAUAGGAAACCUCAGGGAGAUAUAGAUCGCACGACAGAACUCGUCCUUAAGAAUGUACCGCAAGUGUUCGAAACGACAUUUGUAGAACCUGACGAAACCACAACUGAAGUUGUCGUGGGGCCAGAUGGUACUAAACAUAUUAUCUUAAAGAAGGUUACACGCACUCGUCAGCGAAUCGUACAACAACAACACUUGAGUUCUUUUCCUACCAUUUCUCAUGUUGACUCUAAGGUGUUACCCGAGACGAUCAAUCUUGAAAGUGUUCAGCCAGCAGCACUUCCUGGCGGUACAUUGCCCGAAGAAGUGAUCGUGGAAGAAUUUGAGGGCGCCCCUACAAUGGAAGAAUAUGAAGAAUAUCAUAGUCCGAAUGUUCUGGUUCAUGGUGUUCCAUUGCACGAAGGUGAUGUUGCAUACGUGGAUUCUCGUAAUUUGCAGCACAUGCAGAUCGUACCAACCGAAGAAGUAACCCACGGUAGUAUACGAGCAGUUGUACAACAAGUUACGCGAAAAGUCAUACGUAAAACUCGGAAAAUUAUUAAAAGGGUUGUAAUUAUUGAUGGCAAAGAACACGUUACUGAAGAAAUACUGGAGGAGCCUGAAGAAGUUGAAGUAACCGAAGAAGAAAUUGCUCCUCAUGUCAAUGUGAACAUUGUGCGAACUAUAAAUGGUCGGAUUGUAAGCCAAGACGAAUUCGAUCGCAUUUCCACAGAGCCAGGCGUAACCAUCCAGGAAUUGCCAAUAGAUGUUAUGCAGCCAGAUGCUCAACAACAAACGCCUCAACAGGUAUUUGAUAUUGAUUCUUCUAAGUUUAUUACCACAACAAUUACAACAACACAGCAAACACAACAGCCAACUACCACAAAAACAGCAACAGUAAUAGAAACUACAGAAAGUCCAACUAAAGCACCCGUAGAAUUUGUUGACAUGCCGGCACGUAAAGUAGUUGUUGAGCAAGUUAUUGACACCGUAGACAACAAUACGCCUGAUGAUGCUGUCGUCUCUACUUCUAUUAAUACUGUUACAGUUACGAAAAUAAACCAACAAGCGCAGCAGAAGGGCGAACAAUCAGUGACUGAAAAUAUUAAGGGUAUAUGGCCGAUUCAACAACCUGUACAAACAACAGAUGUAGUGACACCAAUGAUUGAACAUGCUAAGGAUAUUUGCUCUGUUCAGCAACAUCUGGAAUCCAUAGAUACAGUACAACCAUUGACUGAAGGUAUUAAGGAUAUAUGGUCGCUGCAACAACCUCUACAACCCACAGAUAUAGAACAAACAAUGGCUGAAGAUAUUAAGGAUAUAUGGUCGAUUCAAGAACCUCUACAACCCACAAAUAUAGACCAAGCAAUGGUUGAAGGUGUUAAGAAUAUUUGCUCUGUUCAGCAACAUAUGGAGCCCACAGAUACAGUACAACCAUUGAGUGAAGUUAUUAACGAUAUAUGGUCGAUUCAACAACCUUUACAGCCCACAGAUAUAGAACAAGCAAUGACUGAAGAUAUUAAGGACUUAUGGUCGAUUCAACAACCUUUACAACCCACAAAUAUAGAACAAACAAUGUUUGAAGAUAUUACCAAUAUAUGGCCGAUUCAACAACAUCUACAAUCCACAGAUACAGAACAACCAAUGAUUCAAGAUAUUAGGGAUAUUUGGCCUAUUCAACAUCACCUACAACCCACAGAUAUAGAAUUUAAUUUGUCUACUGAACCAGCGAUUGAGCCGUUAACACCCACCGGAGAAGCAACUGCCAACAUAUGGCCUUUAAAUUUAGAUACUGGUCAUCCCGUAUGUUUAGAAAGUUAUCAGUACGAUAGAAAGAUUUCACCAGAAAUUCAAGAGAAAUCCUUUACACAAUCUCCUCUUUCGAAAAAACUUCCCGAAUUUACAGAUUUACAAGAACACGCAAACCUUGAAGAUACUAAGGGAAUAAUGUCACAAGAGGAAAGCACACCUUUAACGCCAGUUGGUAAAGUCAGCAUUACUAUCGUGAAAGCUUUUGUGGAGCCCUUGCAACCAGAAACGACGCAACGUACAGAACCCUACGUUCAACCUGAGAGAAGUAAAACGCCAGAAGUAGUAGUGGAAGAAGAACCGGCCGAAAGUCAAAUGGAAAUCGCCGUGGUAGAGCGAGAAGAUAUAGAGGAAAUAAAAGAACUUGAAUACAUUGAAGCAAAAAAACUUGAAAAAUGUGCCGACCCUAGUUCAAAUAAUAUAUUAAUGCAAGCAUUGCCAAGUGACGAAGCGAAAUUUGAGAAAAUAAAAGAUUCCAAGCAGACACUGCUAGAAUUCUUAGAGAAGGAGAAAUAUAUAAAAAUUCCACACACUGCUAAGGAGUAUAGCACUGACAUAACUCCGACUCAAGAGGAGAGCGCAAUACAACAAAGCGUAAAUUUCGAAACACCCGCGCGACCAUUUAAAGGAGAUCAUGACGAUAGAUAUGAAAAAGAUGAUCAAACCAAAAUAUCUGAAAUUAAAGAACCUCCCCUUGAUACGCCUAGCAUAUCAGCUCCUGUAGUUUCUGCGAAAACUCAAAAACCGAGUGAACAAAUUAGCAUAACUAUUGUAAAAUCACGUGUGAAAUCUCUAACAUCUGAAAGUCAGAACGAAAAUAUUGUGGAAAUUAUGGAUGGACAGGAGUUCCCACAGCAAUCUGCUCCGCAGGCUGCAGAAACCCCGAAAUUGUUGAAAACUUCAAACGAAGAGUUGGUGCAAUAUAUGGCCGCAGAAAAGUACGCGAAACCUACAAUUGCAGAUGAAGAAAAGCUAACAAUUAUCGAUCGAACAAUAACUUCAACAAUAGAAGAGCCUCUUGAAGAAGUUGAAAUUAAAAAAUCUGUCGAAGAACAUCCCUUGACUCUUAGAUCAUUGAACGAUUUGAAGCAAACAACUUCUGAGCCAGUGGAAAUAGAACCGACAAAACCUUUUAUAAAAUCGGUAAUUGAAACUGUAGAAGCAGCUGGGCCAUCAAAAAAAGUGGAAAAAGGGCGAAAACUGGAAAAGGCUAAAAUUCAACAAGAAGCUCCGAGUCCAGAUAAAAUUGUUGAGAUAAAGAAGAGUGUUCCACAAACACCAGAGAGAACCACUGUGAAAAUCGGUAAUUUUGUGGUCGAAACUUCGGAACCUGAAAUAACCGCCAUUGUUUCCGAAAUCGUGGAGUCGUCAGGUAAAGAAUCUAAUUUGAUUUUAGAAACUCCAACGCCACAUGAAGGUGCGGAAGACAGCACUAGGAAGAUAACCGCGUUAACUGACGCCGGAAUUCCAGAAGCCUUGGCGCCUGGGGAUAAUCAAAGUGUUUCGGAAGGUGACCAAUCGAGUGUUCCCACAGAUGCCUUCAGUAUCAGUGAACAAUCAGUACCAACGGGUACUUUACAGGACACUUCUGUUAUUGAAAAUACAUUUUUGAUCGUACAACCCAAAAAAGAGAUUCCUCACGAUAUUAAAGCAACAACGCAACUAUUCAUAGCUGGUGAAGCAGUGGCCUCCCCCGUCAGCAUUAUUGCUCCCUCGAUUGAAGGCAAUGGCGCUAGUGUUCUUAAAAUGGUUAUGUCUGAGCAACCAAGACCCAAUGAUAUGAACAAAGUUACUAUGACUAUUGUGGAAACGAGUGCAAUUGUGCCAGAAAUACCUGAGACUCAAGAGAAUAUUAAACGAAGUCGAAAGAAGAAGAAAAGAAAAGAUCCUACGUCCACAUCUUCUACAGAGGAAUCUUUGAAAGAAGAGUAUGCUAAGGAUUUUGAAAUUCAACCUGAAGAAAAAACGACGAGCGGAGAUUUAAAAGAAGAAAAAUACAUUGACGUUGAGGAAACAAUGCCGGUAACUUCGCCAUCUGAAAUUGAAUCGCCGCAUGAAACUGGUUACGAACCAGAGGAGAAAACGGCUGAUGACGUCCAUGAUAUAAAGGAAGGCAAAAAGAAACGUCGUAAAAAGAAGAAACAAAUUGAAAAGGUUCAACCUGAUGAUGAGACUAUUCCGUCUGUGUCGCCUGAGUAUUCAGAUGUUUCUAAGCCGUCAUCACAAAGCAUUGAUUCUGAAGAUAAACUGCAUGAAGAAAUGAUAGUCGAGAUAAGUGCUGAAAGUGUGGCCUCUAGCAUUACCAUUGAUAGACCUGUAAAAAUAAUUGAGGAGGGUGUCAUUUCUCCACAGAUAUUAGAAACGUCAAAGCCAACGCAUAAAGAAGUUGUCAUUCCAGUUGAAAUCGUAGAACUUUCGUUUGUGCGCGAUGAACAACAGCAAACUACGCCUCGCGAAAAACUUAUUCAAAAGGAUGAGGUGCCAGAAAUUACUGAAUCUGAAAAGACUUUCAAAGAAGUGCAAACCGAGUCUUUACAGUCUGUACCCGACAUUGAGCUAGAAGACAGAUCUUUACAAACUACUCCUGAAAUUUUACCGGAAAUUAAGGAAACAGAAUCGCAAACUACGCCUGUAACACUAAGUGACACACUAAUUCAAACUGAGGCGUUAGAAGUACAUUUACCUCUCGACUAUCAAAGAGACACGGUUGAGCAGUCUAGCGAAGGAGUUCAAACGGACGACUUUGUGGCUGCAAUCUUACCUGAAAUAAAAAAUACAUACAGUCAAACUAAUGUGACAUCAACGGUGGAAAAAGAAUUGCAAACAAGCCCAAAGGAGUCCCCGCGUGGACCUGAUGCUUCCAUCAAGGACAUUGUUGAUCCUUUAGUAAAGGAAUUCAUUGCAGAUGUUACCAUAGAAUUACCCCCCCAAGAUGUCGAAACCAGAGAAAGUGCCACUUUAACUGAAGAAUCACUUUCUCUCGUAUUUGAACCAAAGAUUGAAAAAUUGCAUACCGAAGAUGAUAAACCGAAGGAACAGCGUGAUCAGCAAACAUCGACGGUUGAAUUUGUUUUUGGGUCUCAUAGAGACACACAAACAUCACCUAGGGAGGAAACUGUGGUUCCCUCAUUGGAGCAAACAAUUUCUCUCGAACCUACUUCAAUGGAGGAAUCUUCAAUCACUAUUUCAGAACCCUACAAUUUUGAAGUGCAGACAACAAUUAUUAUACCGGCCGAUUCUGAUACGUCUGAAACUCUACCUAAAGUCUAUGAACAUACCGAAAUGGUAGAAAUACCAACAUUAGGCAAAAAAUAUAAAACGAAAUCUGAAUUUGUCGAACAAAUUCUACCUGAAUUGAACGUGCAUGUAGAAUUCGAUGAAGAAAGAGAAUCUGAACCAAAGGUUUCAGUACAUCCAAUAAAAGGCGAAACUUUUACACUUGCCGAAGUUCCGCAAUUGGUUGAGUUACAGAUCGCUAAAACAAUAAUUGGUGAUGAGAUUGCUGAUUUGCCCGUGCAAAUUCGACAACCUGGUAAAACCAGUCUAACCACAACACAAAGUUCGAAAUCACGUUCAAGACCAACUUCGACUGUUACAAUUGAAGAAGUUACUUCACCGAUAGAGGAAGUGGUGGUACCAAUAACACCUGGACCUGAUGAAGAAAUCACGCCAACAAAUGAGCAAAGUAUUUGGAUGAAUAGUGCGGCAAUUCGUUUACCCAAAGAGCGAACUGAUAAAGAGUCAUCUCGAGAUUUGAUAACGUCGGAAAAACUUAUCCGAUCAAUUCCAGAUCAACAACAGAAUAUAAUAACCAUUCAGCAACCAAAUAAUUGGCAUCAAACACAAAAGACAAUCGGCGAACGUGUCAAACAACUUAAGGAAUCUGAAACACAUCAAACUCCUUUGAGCAAUAUUAUGCAUUUAGUUACACUGUCGCAACAAAUCAAGGAAGCUCCUACGGAGCAGAGAAUAAGAGUUGUCAAUGAAAAGCUUGAGGAAUUAGAUAAAGCUGUAAGAGGUGGUAAUGGGGCUGCUGUCCAAGCAGUGGUCGUAACUGUCAUAGAAGAAAUAUCAACUUGGCUGGAAACUAUUGAAUAUCGUGUUUACCUUAUAAGACAGCAAGCAAGCGAAGGUCCCUCAGAAAGAAAAUUGCAACAUUACGCCGAACUUAACGAAGAACUCACAACAAUUGACCAUAAUGUAAUGCAAUUGGAGGAACAAUUUGGCAAAUCGAAAUUUGUUGAGCCCGAAAUCCAGCAAUGCUUGGUAACGCUAAAAACGCAUAUCGAUGCCGUUGGCGAAAAAACACAUGAUAAUCAGGUUCAAGAUGUAAAGGAUUUGGAAAAAUGGAAUCAUUUUAUUGUGUUGGUACAUCAAAUAGUAACUUUGCUGGACGACUUACAGGAACGUUACGAAAUUAUAGUAAGUCAAGAUGGAUCCUUACAAAGCAAACUAAAAGCUUUCGACGAGUUAGAAUCGGAAAAUAACGGAGCUUUGGCAGAAAUCUCGCAACUUGUUAUGGAUGCCCGAUCGUUCCAACGUGAUUUCCCUAGCAAAAAGAUACCGCAAGAUAUUUAUAAUGCUCACGAAGUAUGCCUAAAUCUCAAUAACAAUGUGAUGGCGGAAAGGGAUCGUUUACUGCAACUUCAGGCGCUGGCCGACGAGUAUGAACAAACUUUGCAAGAAUUCACGAAUAUAACUGUCCUAGCUGAUAAACUGGUCGACAGUCCAAUAAUUACGAACAGUUUAGAGCAAUUAAACAAUGAAGUACAAAAACAUCGCAAAUUCUUUGUUAAUCUAAGUCACUGCCGCGCCAUGUUAGAGUCACUAGAAGAAAAUAUUGACAGUGAGACAAGGGAAAAACAUUCGACUUUGCAUAAAGAUCUUUACAAUCGUGCCACGGUGUUGUUGGACAAAGCGUCUGAGCGGUCAUCUAAACUAGUGCAAGCUGCCUCUAGAUGGACUGUUCUAGAAAAGGGUAUGAAAGAUGAAUUGCAAUGGUUACAGGUUGCUCAACAACGUGUGCCUGACUUGUCAGCAGUAACAUCUGCUGAUUAUGAGCAAUACACGAUACUGUAUCAGUCACUAAGCCAAGAUAUAUCUCAACAUUAUGUAAAAAUGACGCAACUUUCGAAUAUCGCCAACAAAUUACAAGAUUUAAUACAAGCUCCCAAUCUAGUCGAAGAAACCAACGAAGCUUUAAUUGUUUUGCUAAAAUUACGCGAAGAAGUUGCCGUAUAUUUGCAUCGCUUGCUGCUCUUUAAAGAUAUUUGGACUCAAUAUGUCGCUCAGACUGACAAAAUGGAAAUAUUUGUACGUCAGAGUGAAAAAGAACUUAAAAAUAUACAAAUCCCCGAAUAUCCACUAGAGCAGCCAAUUGAGCAUAUGCGUCAGUUUUGGGAAAUAAAAGCGCAAUUUGAGAUGCACAAUAACAUACGUACCGAAGCAGGUCAAAGUUUUGAAAAGUCGUUGCAAAUAAUACCCUUAGCGGAUGAAAUGCUACAAAGGCAAUUUCAUGCUCAACUAGAGGAUCGUUGCAAUGCAGUGGCCGACAGUAUUGAAAGUAUACAAAACCAAAUUAUGAGCACUUUGGCCUCAGAGGAUGUAGCACCCGAGGACAAACUAAAGUUAGUUGAACGUGAAUUGCAAGAAAUCUAUUUAACCAUGACCAAUAUGAAAGGAGUGAUUAAAAAUGAAGAAGAACUUUGCUUAUACAUCGAACGUAUCCAGGUGUUGAACACAAGAGUGGGCUUCAUUGGUAAUGAAUUAGGCCGUAUAGGCUUGCAGGAGCCCGCUUUUGAACCGGAAAAAGUAGGAGAAUUAUUCGCUUUAUCCCAUAAAAUUACGACACAAAUCGCCGAUGAACUUGAAAGUGCUUCCGUCCUCAGACAACAAUUGCAGAGUAUACAUGAAGGUACUUCGAAUCUGCGUAAGCGUCAAGCAAAAUUAUCGGUAAUAUUGGACGAAUGUGAAGGUGCAGAAAAGCUAAGCAACGAAGCAAUUGAAAAGGCUUUGCAAGAUUGCCAAGGCGUUGCUGAAGAAUUAAUAACUGUUUGGCAAGAGAUAAUGCGCUUACGGCAAAUGCUACAUACUCUACCCAUGCACUUAAAAAUGUCUCUAUCACCGGUGAAAUUAGAACGUGACAUCUCUCAAUUACAAGACGAUCAUGCGUUCCUAGAGAGUAAAUGUACCAAUAUAACGACAAUACUACGCAAUCGUUUGACCAUGUGGCUACGCUAUGAACGUCAGCUAGAAAUGGUGCAUAAUUCAGUUCAGGAAACAGAUUUUAUGAUGGAAUUGCUUAAAGUACAUGGCCAAAUUGAUUAUGAACGAUUACGAAAGGCUACUGAACGUUUGGAGGGCCUCGCUGAUGACUUACAAAAUCGCGAGUCUUUGCUAGACGAUUUGCAAUCAUCCGCGAAGCCAUUAAUCGAAACAUGUGAUCUUAAUAUUGUUGAACAAAUCGAAUCUGCGGUUCAAGAGGCUGUAUUAGCUUGGAAUGAUACAACGGACAACUUACAGAAUUUAUGUACACGCUAUCAGCGUGCUGUGGAAUUAUGGCAUAAAUAUCGCAACGCCUCUGAUCAAGUGAAAAACUUCAUUGAACAACAAAUGGAUACGGCAAAGUCCUUGAAACAGCAACCCUUGGAUUCUAUGCAACAUGCCAAGGUGUGCGAAGGCAAUUUGAUCGCUCAGAACGAUCAGAAACUAUUUGAAUUGCGGGAUAUUGUAACGAAGAUUGCCGCCGACAUUGGUUUAGAUGCCUCGAAUUUAAUGCAAGGCGAAUUGGAAGACUUAGGUCAACGUUUGGAAAACUGCAAAGAGACCAUAACAACAUUAGCCAAUGUAGCUGAGACACAAGAACGUGAACGCAAAGAAAUUGAACGUAAUUGCUCGGAAGCGAAAACCUAUCUUAACAAUGUACAGCAGGAUUUAACGCGUCCGGCGCAAACGGCAAAAGACAGUGAGGAACAACUGAAUGUGUUACGUUCUCAUUUACAAACGUUGGCUCGCACUGAGGAACAAUUGAAAGAAUUGCGUGAACGCAACCUGGAUGGAAGCAUAACGAAUGGCAGUACUGAUUAUAAUGAUGAUUCCGCCAUUGUUGAUGUCCUUGAGUUGUGGCAAAAGGUAUUUCAAGAUACUUUCCAGGAAUACCACCGGCUAUCGUCGCGUUUGGUACGAACACAGAAUAGUGCCGAAGCUUUGCGUUUAUGGCGCCAGUACUUACAGCAUGUGCAAUCCUUCCUAUCAUCAGCCAUUCCGGAGGAUUACAGUGCCCUAAAAGAGCAGCAACAUUUAUGCGAGAUUCAUCAAAGUCUCUUGAUGUCACAGCAAAAUGUUUUGUCGUCAACACAAUCGGAAAGUGAGCAGGAAGCGGAGCCAGAGAUUAACGAGCAAUUUAAGCAACUCACAAAUUUGCAUAACGAGACCUUGGCUCGUAUUACGCAACGCAAUGGCGAAUUGGAAAGGCGUAUGAGCAUUUGGCAUAAUUAUCGAUCAGAAUUGUCGGAGUUGCUCGAAUGGCUGAAGGAGCGUGAAAAAGAUCGUUCAGCUUUACAAUUGCGCUAUAUUCACUUGAAACGUUUACCACGUUUACAGCAACGGCUGGGUAACUUAUUAGAUCAAAUACCGGUUGGGGAGCAACUAUGCGCUAAAAUUAGAAAUCAGCAAGAUGAAUUGUUCAAAUUUUGUGACGAUGCCUUGGCCACCUCGGUACGCAUGGAGCAGGCUAGCGUUACUCAGCGGAUAAAUAAUUUGAAAGCGGCCUUGCAAACUUGGUCCGAUUUUCUACAGAAAAUCAAACAUCUUGAAGAACAAUACGAACAGAAGGUCGGUCAGACGCAAGCGGAUUUAUCGCAAUCUCAACGUUUAGUAUUAAAGACUGAAGAAUCCCUGCCUACCAGUUCACAAGAUAUACAAGAAUGUCUGAAUACGUUGCGUUCACAAAGGAUGCAGUUGGCAAGUCUCUCAUCGCAACUGGAAAAUCUUAACGUUUUGCAAGAAGAACUUAAGGAAUGCAUAAGUCCGCAUGAUAUGAAAUCUAUACGUCAGACAAUUUGGAUUUUAUGGCAACAACACGCAGAUGUCGAUUAUGAACUUUCGACUCUUAUCAAUAGCAUAGAAGAGCGUUUAAUGCUACUUACGAAUUUUAAUAAUCGAUAUGAUCGCAUAUCUAAGUGGUUAGGAAUGUUAGUAGAACGCUUGGAGAAAUCUUCUGACAUCUCAGCUAUAGCCAAUCCCGAAGAAGCAGCCAAACAAUUAGAAAAACAAGUUAAUACCGAACUAGCUUUGAGAGAACGUGAUCGCGAAUGGCUUUUGUCUUCUGCUCGAGAACUAAUAGAAUUAUAUUCAGAACAGACAACUCAUGGCAAUGCAAUUCGUUCCGAAGUCCAAGACAAAUCUGAUAUGCUGAUAGAUCGUUGGGAACGCGUUAAAUAUUUGUCUAAACAACGUUCAAAUAAAGUUAACGAUCUUCGUAUGACUUUGCAGCGUCUGGAAGAACGCAUUGCCUUACUAAGAUCUUGGAUGUUUGAAGUAGAAACCGAAUUAAGUAAACCAAUAACUUUCGAUUCGUAUACCCCGCCUAUAAUUGAAACUAAACUCAAAGAGCACGAAAAGAUUCAGAGAUCGAUUGAGCAAAAGAGCAGCAAUGUUGGUGAAGUAUUGAAUUUGGUGGAAAUGCUCUUAAAUGACGCCGACACUUGGCGGACGCAUUUGAAUACCGCGAAUUUAGCUUUAGCUGCCCAUAAUUUAGAACAACGUUGGAAGCAUGUUUGUAGUCAAUCAGCCGAACGUAAGAAGCGCAUUUUGAAUGUAUGGAAUAUGUUGCAAGAUUUAAUUAAACUUACCACCGAGAACAAAAAAUGGUUGAGCACCCAAGAGUCUGCUCUUAAUGGCUUAGAACGUGAUCUUAAAAAAUUAUCCAAAGAUCAAAUAGGCGAAAGACAAGAGAUUGUGGAAGUCAAACUCCAAGAAUUGGAUACGUAUGAGCCAAAUUUAAAGCGGCUUGAACACAUUUAUGGCAAAAUAACUUCCAGUUCGGGUGUUGAUCCCGAAAAUAUACAAAAAUUGACUUUACCAACUAAAGUGAUGUUGAGCAAAUGGCGUCAGUUGGUGCCCCGAUGCCAUGCCAUUAUUGAAGCAAUUAAUAAAAAUCUAGCUUUAGUUAAAGAAUUCAAACGAAAUCAGGACGAAACGAUGCAUUCUUUAAAUUGCAUACAACGGGAUGUUUCCAAACUAAUUAAAAGUUCACCGCAAACGGCGGGUGAAGGUAAAGAAGCCUUAAAACGAUUAGAUGUGUUUGAACGUAAAAUCAAAAAAGCUGAAGAACAGCUAGAAAAUGUCAAUAAACUGGCUGUAGAAGCUAAAAAUCAAUUGAAGAAAGACGAAUAUAAGCAAAUCUUGAUUUGGAUGGAGCAAGUUAAUCGCUUGUGGCAACAAGUAUCUACAAGCAUCAACACAAUAAAAUCCGAAUGGCUUAGGAAGGCAGGUGGCAGUACGGUUGCCGCUGUGGCAGGUGCGAUAACGGAGGCAACUAUUAAGGCAACUAGUGCUAAAGAAUUAGAUACUGCAGUGCAGGUCGAUACUCUGGGUAGACAACGUAAAACUCGCAAGGCACAAAUGGUGCGCGAAACUUCCAUUACUGCCAAAGAUGCCUAUAUUUUAGAACUAGAAACCGCUAUUAAAGAAUGCAAAAGCAGUUUAGAUGAUCUACAGAGCACAAUAUGUGAUAAAACUCGCAAGCCAGGGCCUCAAAAAAUAUCUAAGCUCUUAGGUAACUCUCAGUCCUCCACUGACUUAGUAAAACAUCUAAGUCAUUUAUUAAUUAACGAGUGUCAGGCAACAGAGAAUGAAGCUCAAACAGAGAUGGUGGCAGAGCUGACGCUGCGCUUCGAAACGCUGUUAUCACAGUGGAAGGCGCGUCAGCAACACGAUCAAAAUGCAAGCAAAUUGUCGGCUGCUUAUAAAGACAUCUGUCCACAUGAGAUCGGUCGUUUAACCUGUCCGCUCUGUACACAACGCAAUUGGCAGCAAAUCGACAAUGAUCUCUGGCGUCUCGAACAAUGGCUACAAUUUGCAGAAGGUACACAGAAAGUACAAAACACACCACCUUCGAAUAUUGAAUUGCUUGAAGAUGUAGUACAAGAUCAUCGAGAAUUCUUACUUGAUUUGGAAAGUCAUAAGUCGAUUAUUUCUUCUCUGAAUGUGGUAGGCGAACAUCUCGCUACGCACACUUUAGAUACAGAAAAAGCUAAGCAAUUACGUGAUCGAUUAGAGCAAGACAAUAAACGCUGGAAUACAGUUUGCAUGAAUGCCACCAAAUGGCAGGGUCUGUUACAAACCUCCCUAAUGGGUAACAGUGAAUUCCAUGCCAUUAUCGAUGAGCUGUGCAUAUGGUUGCAACAAACCGAAGCUAAAAUUAAAGCUUCCGAACCCGUGGAUCUUACGGAAGAUCGUGCAAUUUUGCAAAUGAAAUUUGAUGAAUUUAAAGGAUUAAGAGGCGAAUUGGAAAGAUGCGAACCACGUGUUGUGAGUUUGCAAGAUGCUGCUGAUCAGUUGCUACGAACGGUUGAUGGAACAGCUGGCGAAUCAACACACACUUAUGCGAGAACCCUUUCCAGAUUAACGGAUUUGCGCUUACGAUUACAAUCUUUGCGCCGACUAUCGGGUAUAUACAUAGUAAAACUUGGUGCCGUUCUGGGUGUGGAUGGUGAUCACUUGGGUGUACCGUUGCAAAUGCUACCCUCCGAUCUUUUGGAUCAAUCAGUAACUACCUUACCUUCUUCUACUUCUAUUCAGGCUGCCGCACCAAACACUGAAAAUGCAAACAACGAUGGCGAUGCUGCAGGUGGCGAUGCCAUCAAUACCACCGUGCUUGCGCGAGGCGCUCGGUUUCUAGGACGCGUUGCCCGUGCUUCGCUGCCCAUACAAGCUCUCAUGUUACUGUUAUUGGGUGUUGCCACACUUGUGCCCCACGGUGAAGAUUAUACAUGCAUGUUCACUAAUAGUUUUGCUCGCAGCUUAGAACCGGUUCUAACUUAUCCCAAUGGACCGCCGCCUACAUAAUCAGAGAUCAAUUUAAAAAAACAAUAACUGACAAAAACAUAACACGCAAAGUAAAAAGUGGCUUUUACGACGAUUAUAAGAAAAAAAAAAAAAUGAAA